AUGGCCGUCAGGCCCCAGCCCCGUGAGCAGUUUUCAAUGACUCAAAUGAGAAAAGGCUACGUAGAGGUUUGUGGGGAAAGGCAGAUGUACGUUUUUUAUUAGAUGUCCCACCACUUCAUCUUAGAAUUCAGAUAGAGGGUGGGGCAGCUAGAACAAUCUCAGUCCCAAACAGGAUAUUCUUUUCUUUACGUGAUGUCUUAUAGAUGCAAUUAUACACCUUUGGUGCCUGGAAUGUCCCACUUUGGUGGCACUUUAGUUCUUCAGUUGGAAGUGUAAUUAAUCUGUAGUGGUUAUGGUGCCAGGAGUGCUCUGAUACUGUCCCAGUUUAAUUAUUCUAACAAUUCUAGAAUUGUUUUACAACUUACCCGGGCACCCAUGUUUCUUCCAGUCUUCUCAUGCACGAGAAUCUGGGUGGCUCUGAGGAUGGCUGAUCAUAUACUGUGCUUCUUGACUGAGGGUGCUCAGUGAUGCUCUCAGCCAGUGAGUGUAGCCUUAUUUAGUUCAAUAGCUGAAUUUCCCUGCAAGAAGAGCCCGGAAGCAGGGUAUGUAGACUGUGCAAGUGGCUGUUGUUAUAAAAGGUAUCCAUGUUUAAAAUGGAAUAAUGAGGCAAAAAUGUGAUUCUUUGUUAAGCUAAUUUGCAUAUGCCCACCCAGAAUCCCUUGCAGUAGUAAUAUCACUGCAAAUUUGAGAGUUCUAUGGGAAAAGCAAGUCUUAUGGCUUGACUGGUGUGCAGAUCUGGUUUUAACAAUGUAUUGACUAUCCACUGACUUCAGAUGUGAUGGAUUUUAAAUCACCUUUUACCUACCAUAACUUUUUUGGUUUGUGUGUUUAUAUUAUAUGUGACUUUUAAAAAAUGCAAGUCUAUUCAUAAUCAUGUGACAACAUGACCUAAAACCCUUAACCCAUAUGAAAGAGCUGUUUAUUGUUUGCAGUUUAGUGAAUAAACCCCAGAUACAAAAGUACAAUAAGAACACGUUAAAUAAUAGAACAUUAUGGAGUCCAGAUGGCUCCAAUGCUGAUACUUUGAAAUAAUAAGAAAACAUCUUACUCCAAACCUAAAUACAAUGAGCAGUACGAUUCUAGCAUAUGGCAGUGCUCCCAGUAAUUUUAACAUAAGAAGAAUGAUGGCUCUUACCAAGCCAAUGAAAGAUUUAUAUAUUUUAUACAAGCACAUUCCACUUUUAUAUUAUAAAAAAUAUCAAAUUGUACAUUGAAAUGGGUCCUAAGUAGGUAACAAGGAACAAAUUCACUGGUAGUGGGUAUUCUGUUACAAGUUGAGGUCAGGGAAAAAAAACAACUAUAGCCUUCACCCAAAACAUGUUCUGUUUGUUAUCAAGAUUAUAGAUCGAAUUAUAUCCAGUGCAUAUAUUUGCAAAGCUCAGAAACCUUAAAUUGUUUUUAUGUAACACACUUAUUGUACUUGCUUACCUAUUGGCAUCAUAGAGCCUUUUUAUAAGGGUCACAAACCCAGUGGUGAUAAGAUCUACUGUAUUUACAAAUUAGCUUUGGAUCAACAUUCUAAAAGUGAUGCAGUCACCACGGAAACCUUUGAAAAAUAUGGCUCCAUAACUAUCACAGUGGAAUGUGGUAGUUAUGGUACUUUUAAUAUUUAUUUAAAGUGAACCUGUUAUGUACAAAUGUAGAGUAAAUACUUAAUUUAUGGCUUAAAAAAUAUAGUAUAGUAAAAUUAUAGUGUUAGGAAUAAAGACCUAUAUUCUUAACACUAUAUUGCCCUCUGAUCCCGAACUCCCCCAGUGGCAAAAGUUCUUUUUAAACGUCCUGAUUCCAGCACCGAUGACCCUUGGUGCUGAGUCGUGUUCUUCCUCCUUGACUUCAGCUGAUGGAUGGGGACCUACUGCACAUACACAGCAAGCACUGCGAAUACAUUAGGCCUUCUUCCCCUUAUGCUUUCCUAUGGGGUUCAACAUGCUGGACAUCAUUAUGUAACUAAUCUUAAAUUAAAGGGACACUAUAAAGACACCCAGAUAAUUUCAAAGAGAUAAAGUGGUCUAGGUGCCUAUAGUGUCCCUUAAUUUAUAGUGUUCUUUAAUUUAAGAUAAGUUCCUCAGUUGCAUUAAUGGCAUUCUACAAUUCCUAGCACAGAGGUGUGACUGCUCACACAGCUACCUAUGGAAUCCAUAUUUUAAUUUAACCGUUGUUUAUGACAUAGAGAAAAAGAUCUGAUGCCUUACUAUGUCCCCAGCAGUGCCACUUGUCAUGAAGUAUUCCUUUGAUGCAUUCUCCUACUUGCCUGACAAUGCAGAUCAGUGACAGAUGAUGUCAUCACAUGUCCUUUUUGUCAUCAUAUGUUGGGUGUUAAAUUUAAAGUGACUUUUCUUUGAAUUUCCAAUAAUUCUCACAUUCGCUAAUAACCAUCAUAUUGAUUGUUGAUUUACAAAACCUGAAUUUGUGGAUUAUUGCCCCAAAAAAUCAUUUGCAUUUCUCUUGUCAAUUCUACAGACUUUCCUGACUAGCUAAUAAAGCACAUAGCCUUUGAAUAUUGAUUGCUGACAUAAAUAUAAAGAGCUAAUCAGUCAAAAAUCUUCACAAAACUUUCCACUUCUUUUCAAAGUUAUAUUUAAUACAAAGUAAGGGGGUACUUUCUUUUUUUUUUUUUUUAAUACAAAAGCUUUAAAAAAAACCCACAAAAAACAAACAAACAAAAAAAAAAAACCUCAAACACACUAUAAUAUAACAUUAUUUAUUUCCUUGUUUGUGUGUUGGAAUUUGUCUCAAUUGAGUACCCACAAUACACUGCAAGAGCAUGUCGAUGUGGAACAGGACACUUACAGAAAUAAUUAUAUCUCAGGAAUAUGAAUAGUGCAUGAGAAGACAUGAUAUCUGAUCCACGUCAUAGACAAACUCUUACCUGGAGCAAGGUAUGUCACAUACCCUGUGGAAAAUGCAUUCAGUCCAUUUUAAACUGUUCAUUUACAGCUACAGUUACAAAAAAGGAGUGGCUUUGGAAAUUGGUUUUAAACUAAAACUGCACCUGUCGGGAAAACGUGACUUUUGAAGACGUUUUAUUUAUACAGGGAGAGUUGCAUGUCAAGAUAUAGCGAGGGGUACAUUGUAACCAUGAUGCAAUUGUCUGUGGAUGGACUGGGUGACAUCGGAAGUACAGAAUACUUUGUGUCCUUUAAUAGGUGCCAACGUGUCCAUAAAUAAAGAACCACAUAGAAGGUCUAUUAGCUGGUUAAAUAGUUGUAUCCAUUUAUUAUUUUUAAUGUUAUCAUUUAUAUGGCGCCAACAAUUAUAGAAAGGCAUAUAAAUAUUAGAGGCAAAGAGGGCCCUGCGCAAAUGAGCAUACAAUUUAAAUUAUAACAAAUUCAUUAAAAACUGUGUAUACUGAUAGCUUUAUCACCGAAGAGUUAGUUUAGAAGUGACAAGUAAUAUAGCAAGAGGGGAACAUGUGAUCAAUAUUGGCAUCGGUUUAAAGGAAGACACUCAUCCAACCUGGCACUAGACAGAUUCAAUUAGAGGAGGGUGUAACUGCCUAAGCAUGUCACGGCUGGAUAUCUGGGAAGAUCUAAACCAUGGAUCGCUUUUUGGAUGGCCCAAGGCCAACCGAUAUAUUAGAUUGAAAAUGUUUAUUAAAUUUUUUUAAAUUUUUUUUUAAAGAUAGUUCAACUUACCCUUUCUCACAUAACCUGUAUAUCUACUGUAGAAACAGCCAAGUUUCAGCCAGCAAGCUACUGAUAAUGUAGAAGGCCCUGGAGCUACCAUUUGUCAUGUUUGUGGGAACCUGAAACCACGUUUCCUGGUUCUGGCUUUUUUUUUUUUUUUUUAAAUGUGCUGGAACUUUAAAGGUUACGCCAAGCAUCAUAACUACUGUACAGCCCACUGUACUGGUUAUAUAGCCAAGCUCAGAAUCUCCUAUCCUGCCAGGUGGGGUAAUUUCGGGUUCUGCAUAGCUGCAGAAGCCAGAUACCAAUCCUGCCGCAUUCAAUGGCUGAGAGCGCCAGCUGACCGGUCCCAACUCUUGCUAAUGCCAUCGCAGUGAUGCUGCUGGAGGUGGAGUUACACUUUCGGCAGCAAAUGGGCUACGCUCUAUAUGUGCAGAACGUCAAAGCAAAGUGCUGCACAUAGAGACUACAGGCACUAUGACCACUUCAAAUCCAGUGGAUAUGGUGCACGGAGUAUCCCUUUAAUAAAACUCUGAUGUGACAUUUUCCGAAAUAUGAGAAUACCGUGUAAACUGUGUUGGAUAAAUUAAAUUAGAUAGGCAUCCCCCUAUUUAUCUGCUUAUGUGGUAAAGGUGGGAUUGAUCUCAGGCGAAAACUACUGGACCUUUGUUGGGUCAUCCUAAAACAUUUCUGAGUAUACGGUGACAAAUUAAAUGUGUGUAAAUGUAUGUAUAAGCAUUGGCAAAACCCCACACACAGCCCUUCACACAGGUCCCAAAUAGGCAUGUGACAAAACUUGCACGUACAGACCAAAACUCUACCUUAGGCUACUGGUCUUAGUGAGAUGGGAUUUUACAUUGUGAACUUGUCUGAGCAGGGCCAUCCCUGCCUCUCGUUUCUGUUAACUUAUGUUAACUUGCGUGUACAAUUUCUAUAAUAUAUAUUUUUUUCUUUUCUAUACAUGGAUCGCUUUUUGGAUGGUCCAUUGCAAAAUAUAUUGUCUGUCUCUAAAUAUGCGGAACACUGAAUACUCUACACAUUAGCAAUUUUGCAACAUGACUUUUGCUAUCACAGUGAUCAAACUGUCACCCGUUAGAAUAGAUCUUAUGCAUUUUUUGCGUUGUUUCUAAUGAUUUAAUGUGGGGACAGCAUGUCCACAUUUUACACUAAAAAUAGAAUUUAUCUACACAAGUAGGAGAUGUUUUCUAGUCUAAUCAAAUAGGUGAGAUUACAGGAUAUGUUCAUGGUCAAUCUUUGCUUUAAACUUGGAUCUGAAAUCAGAAAUUCAAAUGCUGUGCACAAAUUGCUAAUAGUGGAAAACCUGGUUAAAGUUUAACUACCUUCGUAAACUAUGCUGUGUCUGUAGUUUGUUUAAGUGGACUGUAGCCUGAUUGUGCAAAGAUAUAACUGGACUUUGGGGCCUUUAUGGGUUCAUUUGUUUUAGCUGUUGUGUCACGGUACGUUUUUUAGACUCAACCUCUGGAAAGUUGUGAAAGAAAGUUGUUUUGUGUAAGUACAGGUUGCUAAUCUGUAUCCAGUGUUCAUUUUGUGACUCCAUUUAAUACAUUUAUACGUCUAAUAUAUUUUUAUUCAGAUAAAUAAAUAUUAACGAUGAUAAGGCAUACCAUAACACAAUGAUUUGAACUGACAUACUAUUUAUUAUACGAUGGUAAAAUUAAUGCUUAGCAGUUGGAAGCACUGAUAUGACAUGGGACCAGCAGUGUUUUGCUUGAACUGUAAAAACAAUCUCUCCUGUUUCAUAAAGGUGCUGACGGCUUCUAAAAACAAUUAGCGCUGUAGUAAUUGUGAUAACACUCCAGGUGAAAAGGAUGCGGAGUACCUAGCUGCAUGCUUUUAUGUUGUUACAUGGAGGAGAUUUUGUCUGUAAAAUAAAAUGGAGACAUACGACAUACGAAAGAUUUGACAAUUUACCUUGGGACUUCCAGGUGCCAGAUAUGAGUGUUCAUUAACGCCAAUGAGCAAAGCCUUGCCAGACAGGGCUUACUGAUUGCGAUAGCGGAUGCUCUCGGCCAAUCAGCCAAUGAUCUAUGCACUCUGACGCCUGCCUUAGCGCAAUGCAGGAAGUUUUUCGGUAGCCAAAGAGGCACCUAAGGUAAGUUAUCAAACUAUUUGGAAAUGCUUUGACUACUUAACCUUUAAGAGUGCCAGGGCCCUCUUGGCACUAUGACUACUGAAGUGUGCUGUAGUGGUUAUGGUGCUUGGAGUAAAACCCUUCGAAUGUAACCCAAGUAAAACCGGGUUUGACAAAAUUGCUGCAGUUCCACAAGCCAUAAAAGAAUUGUAGGAUUUAAUGGCACAUAUCGUUCACACACACACAUUUUAUUACUCAUAUUUAAAAUAUAGUGUGUAUGUUUCUACACAUACACUUUAUCAAAAUAUAAUGCAUUUAUAUUAAUUUAUAUUCAUGUAGUAUUUUUGUUAAUGUUAAUACAUUGUGAAUUUCCUGCAAAAUGAAAGGGAGCAUGCCUCUGCCAGAAGAGAUUAGUUUUUACAGAAUUACAGCACUCCUCGGAAUGCAAACAGUUCUCUCUUUAUAAGUUGUUUGUGAUAAUAAUGGUCUUGGUCAAGUUGAUAACUCCUUGAUAUGAAUGGAAUAAUACGCCAUUGUGAGGUGUAAUGUGAAAUUAAAGGUUUGCUAUUACAGUUCUGUAUAGAAGGUGCACGGUAUCAAGGUAUUUUGGAUGAGGUUUUUUUUUUUAACCUAUGGAUGUAAUAAUAUACUAGAAUCACUCUAAGCAUUGCUGGUGUAAAAUGCAUUCGGUCCAUCGCUUGACUUACCCUCCCCUGCCCUUGUCUCCAAUUGCUAUUUAUAUUUGAGUUCUAUUAGUUAUCUGGCAUUGUUCCUCAUAAGUUGUAACGAGCCAGACUCUGCCAGAGAUUCCAAUUUUUGGCUGGUCUUUUGAGCUAUGAUGCUGGAUUCAGUCUUGAAUGUAACGAAAAGGGGCGCUAGAUUUUCAAGUAGAUUUGAUGGAUUUGUAAUUAGAGCAAUACCAAAAGUUCCUGUGUCCUCAUGAGAUCUGCGUUGGUUAACCUCCUAUAGGGUGGCGAAUAGAAGAGGCGUAGAUUGAGGGGAGAAUUUUGAGCACAGAAUGAAGAGGGUUAAAGGGCACCUGUCAUGCCCCAAGCAACCCAUGCUCAUUAGACUGAGUAAAAUAUUGUAUCUAUACAUUGUGCUAGCAGUUCUGCUAGCAAAUGUAUAGAUUAGGAGAAAAACCUGUUUAAAAAACUUUUUUUUUUUAACACAGCUGUCAGUCAGUGCCUCGGCGUGCCAAGAUACUGGGAGAGCAGAAAAGACCUCCCACAGGAAGUCCCUCUGUUCUCCUCCCAUAGCAACUGCAACACAUGCGCUGUGGUUUCUAUUGGUGACUCAUCCCCAUUUACAUUUUUGCACCACUUUUUAGCACAGAAGACUUACAAUGCAGUGUGUGCCUUGUCUGUCCCAUGACUGGACAUCAAAUGAUAAGUCUUUAAAAUAUUUUUUUUUUUAGAAAAAUUGACUUAAUAUGAAAAACAGGCUAACAAUAAAUAGGUGAUUUUCACUAUUUUAUUCAAUGUGUAAAAUAGAGCUAGGCUGAAAUAACUCCAAGCUUGACAGGAAUAUUGUGCCAACCCUGAGUUUGAAUAAAGGUUUAUGUCCUUCCCAAGUCACUUAUACCGGCCUCAAAUAACGCUACUUAAAGAAAUGUAAUAAAAAAAACAUAAAAUGAUACUCCAGCCUUCUUCCUUCCUAUAAUAUGUUAUGGAGAUAUUGCAUUACAAUUUGAAAAAUCAUUAUUACAAAAUAGAUACUUGAACAUGCAUUAUUUUUGUACAUUGUCCUCACAGAAGCUGCAUGUUGCCAAUAGACUGUCUGUCUGAGAUGAACAUAUCCCUUAAAAUUCUGAAUCAUGAAAAGCCAUGCGUUAAAUGCUUAUGAAAUGAUUUGUUGUCUGCUAAGCACUCAAAAAAAUAAUGUAUAUGUUUAUCCUAAUCCCGCGGCAUUUGUGAUAUGUAAGCUAUAUAGCUCCUUUCUUUAUUAAAACAUUGGCACAGUGCCAUCUCAAGUUUUAGUCAAUGGAAUAUUAAAGACAGGUUUUAGAUAUUCAGGAUGCCUGUGAAAUUGAAAAUAGUUCAGAUUUAAUUCAUACAUUCUGGCAGCAUGCCUACCUUGUGUUGUUGUGAAGAUAACUGGUGUCAUUUCAAAGAGCAGUUGGCCGAUGUGCUUUUGUAUAGAACACUGGAACCUUCAAAGAUCAACUGUCUGAGAGAUGAACCAAUUGUAUUAAAGCAGAAAACUCUAUUUCAACUUCAACGAAAAAACCAUAAACACUUUCCGAAAAUAUAAAGUUUUUUUUUCUUUUCUAUGUUUUAAAUAGUAUGACCUUGCUCUUGUGUAUUUCUGUUGAGAAAUGUUUACUUAUUGCAGAAGUAUUGUCCUGUCUCCCACAUGAGCUUUAGUUUUUUUUCUGGCACAGAAUUAAAGGAAAUGUAGUCCAGCAACUACAGAGAGGGGCAGUUUGAGAUAUGUUUCUAAGUGGAUUUAGGAAAGACAUUACUUAUUGCGGGUUUAAAGCGAUGCUAUAGUACAAAGCUGUAUUCCUGGCACUAUCGCUCACCCUGAUUUCCCCCUCCCUUGUGCUCUCCUUUCACGGUAAAUAAAGGCUUAAAAACCCUUUCUUUACUUACCGAUGUCCCUCUGCGCUGGUUCGAUGCUUCACCCCUUCCUCCGUCCCGCAACGUGCAGGCUCUAAUGCGCAUGCGCGUCAAAUGCGCACGCAUUAGACCUCCACAUAGGAAAGCAUUGAAUCAAUGCUUUACCAUGGGGAAAAAAUCUAACGCUGGAUGUCCUCAUGCAGAGCGUGAGGACGUCCAGAGUCAGAUAUCGGACGAAAGGUCCGUUUCAAAUCAGGAAGCCCUCUGGGCUGCCUGGAGGCAGACUUAAAGCUACAAUGUACAAUAAUGCAGUUUCUAUAGAACUCCAAUGUUUUACGUUGCAGCACUAAGUGCAAAAGGGACACUGUACCCAGACCACUUCAAUGAGCUGAAGUGGUCUGGGUGCCUAAAGUGUCCCUUUAGACUUCUUUUGUGAACAAUAUAUGUGAGUGUUUUCAUCAUAUCGUAUUGAUUACUGUAAUUGUGCUAGUGUACGACUAAUUUUUUUACUGUGUAUUUUUUCUGUAUUAUUGCAGCUCUGAUUGGGUGGAGAUUAUCGAGCCGCGCACCCAUGAGCGGAUGUAUGUAAACCUUACAACUGGAGAAUGCGGUUGGGAGCCACCACCGGAUGUCCGCGUGCGCCAGUCUGGUGAGAACCAGUGGUGGGAACUGUACGACCAGCAGAGUGGUCGCUUCUACUAUUACAAUGCCCUGAGCCGUCAAACCGUGUGGCAUCGUCCGCAGCAAUGUGACAUCGUUCCCCUGGCAAAGCUACAAGCUGUAAAGCGUGCAUCACAGCCAAAUCUCUUUGGACGAGCCAGCCAGGAGCGAAUCGCUCAUUCCGGUAGCAUCAGCAGUGAUGGAGGAAACACACCUAUCGAUAUUCUAAUGUUUCAGGAUGCAGAGUUUUUAAAGGAAGGAGCCAAGAGGAAGGGAGACAGUGUGGAUAGCAGAAAGGAUUCUGGGAGGUGAGCUGCUCACAAUGCUUGUUUAUGAUGCCGUUGUGUCAGUUUUGCAAAUUGUAUGUAUGUGUAAGUGAAUUCAUAGGGUAUUUAAUCUAAACACUCAAUUAGAGCUAGUUGGAACUGUAAUAUGACACCCAGCAAAAUCUAAAGUGAUUUUUUUUUCUCUCUCUAUCGAGACCGGUCUGUGCAAAGCCUUAAAACCAGUAAAACAAGAUUACAAUAAAGCAUUUUUUUUUUCUUAAAAAGGGAGAGGCAGCUUUGUGUAUAUGCUAAUGUUGUUCAAUUAACUGUCUGCAGAGGGUUUUCGUAUGGUCCAAGGCCUGCAUUGAUACUGCUGGGUGGAUAGUAACCCUUUCGUCAUCAAGUAAUUCAUUCAAUAUCCUAAAAAAACAAUCUGCUAUCAUGUCAUCACUAAGGGGUUUAAUCAUUAAAAAGGGAAUGGGAAGGGGGCUGGGCUUGGAUGCAAAGCGGGACAGUCGCAGCUUGCUUGAGCUCCCGAGAAAAACCUACACAAUAAGCUAUUUAGGGGGUGCAAUUACUCUGCAACUUGAAUCCCAGACACUGGCACACACGCCUGGCACCCCGAUAGCAACUCCGGUGCUGGCUCCAGGCUUUGCCACUGCGGCUGUUCGACGACUGCGGCCUCCAACUUAUUGUGGCCUGGUGUGGCUUCGGCGGGAGACGCGGCUGAUCUCUCCCUCUGGUGCUUCCCGGACCUACUUGCUGACUGCCAGAGCUGGUUUUUGCCGGAGCUUUUUUAUUUUAUCAAAAAAUUGUGCUCUCUGUCAACUGCCAUGAUGCUCUGAAAUGUUUAUGUAAGCGUGUUCCACGCUGUUGUGGCGUUACAUGCAUGUUUGUGAACCUGAGCACUACCAAAUAUAAUAGAUAAAAAAAAAUUAUAAUUAUAUUAUAUAUAUAUAAUUUUUUAAAUUUUUUUUUAUAUCUUUAUUUUGGUAGUGCUCAGGUAUAUAUAAUAUAUAUAAUUGCAGAAUGUAUUCUUAAAAAGUUAGUCCAAGCACUAUGGUGACUUCAGUGAGUUGAAGUGGUCAUGGUGCCUGAAACGCUUUGAAACACUGCACAUGCAAAGUUUAACCCCUUUGCUGCAGGAGGUGUAACUUAAACUUAGGAGCGUCGAUAGAUAGCUCAGAAAAAGAGUUCCCAGCUGGCUAAUGUCAAUUCUGUGCAUAUCCCUAUGCACAAAAUUCCAUUCAUUGGCUGAGAGUGGUCAGCUGAUGCUCUCAGCCAAUGGAUUACCUGCGGGAUCGAGUUCCAGCUUCUGCAAGUCUGCAGAAGCUUGUUGUCGUCACUGGUGACCCAGAUAAGGGGGCAAAACUUUGCUAAAUAGUUUGCCCCAUUAGUGGUAGCAGCGUAUUGUAGUAAUUAGGAUUCCUUGAGUAAUAGUCAAGCUGUCACUCUAGCGGAGUUGGAGAAUAUUUCCAUUUCCCUACAAUUUGCUUUUUAGUAGAUAAAUCCCUUAGUAUGUUCUCUGUUUGUAUUAUUUUGCCUCAUUGACCUGUCCCGAAAUUAGUCAGUGUUUUUUCUUUGAAUGAUGUAAAUCAAGGCCAUGACAAAGAGUGUAUUUUAUUUUAUUAAUAGUGUUGUCAGCCAUCUGAUGUAUGUUUAUACAUCAUUUUACAAGCCCAGUCACAAAAGAAACAAGUUGAUUAAUUCCUCCUUUCAGGUCGUGCAUACUUUGUGCACUGCAAAUUCACUCCAAGCUAUUGCAAGAUGGUAUUUGGCUCCCCAAUGGAAUCCUAUAUUGUUUAUUUUGUUAAUUAUAAGCAGAACGUUUCCACUGAAAAGAAUAGAAAGUAAUGAAACAUUUCAGAUUUAGCUGCAAAUCCCACCUCUUGGAACACAUGCUAAAGUUAUACAUUGCUGGAGUCAUUUGCAUAUUGCUACCCAGACUGCCUUGCAGAUGACUGUGAUCUCUGUGUUUAGGGAUUUUGUGAAAUCUCAGUUAUUUGUAGGUAUUGGUGUUUAUUCAAAAGACAGAAUUAUGAUGAACUGAAAUCAAAUUUGCUAAAUUUACAAAUAUAGGCCUUGAUUUAAUAAGCUUUCCAAAUGAUUUCACUGAAAAUACUCCCAUAGACCGUAAAGUGACUUCUGCAGAUAAACUAUUUGCAGCUUUUUCUAACACUAGUAUUGAAUAAUUUGGAAAUAUUAUAAAAUCAAGGCCAUAUUUGGCAAAAAAGACAAAUAUUACCCAGUAAUGCCAGGAUGUAAAAUGUUCCGGGCUGCCUAAUGUCAAUUCUGUGCAUAUCCCAAAGCACAGAAUUACAUUAGUUGGCUGAGAGCGGUCAGCUGAUGUUCUCAGCCAAUAGAUGGCCUUUAAUUGUUCUAAUUGAUUAACAAAAGAAAAUUCAACCAAACCAGGUGUACAUGUGACAGCAGUAUGAGCUGAGCUUAUUGUGGACGCAGAAUUUGAUGCUGUUUGUGGACAUUCCGUGGGUGUUGGAUGUCUAUUGAUGUGAUAUAAGUGAAAUGCAUUCUGGAUAUCUUGUUACAGUCCUUUGGGCGAUCGUUGGCUGUUACAAACUUCUGGUUACAUUUUUGAGCUGGCUACUAGAAUCCACUUACAUUUGUCAAUUUCUUACUCCCGCCCUAGACAUGUUUAGGUGUCCAUCUGUACACAUUGCAGGGAUAUUGGCUGGUUUUUAUGCUCUGCAGAUCUCCUUGCAAUGAUCAAAUAAACUCAAAAGAUGCAAAAAGUAAACAUCAGAGUUAUGACAAACCUACCAAUUAAGCGCUAAUAAAAAAAUAUUAGCGUGUUUUGCCAUUUGAAGGAUAUUAAAGGGACACUUUAGUCACCAGAACAACUACAGCUUAUUGCAUUUGUUCUGGUAAGUAAAAUCAUUACCUUCAGGCCUUUUGCUGUAAACACUGUCGUUUCAGAGAAAAUGCAGUGUUUACAUUACAGCCUAGUGAUAACUUCACUGGCCACUCCUCAGAUGGCUGCUAGAGCUGCUUCCUAUCCCAGUCUUGCCUAGUUUGAAUCACAACAUUCAGUAUCUCCUCCCUCUGCACACUGACCUUUCUUCAUAGAGAUGAAUUGAUUAAAUUCAUCUUUAUGAGGAGAUGCUGAUUGGCCAGGGCUGUGUUUGACUUGUGCUGGCUCUGCCCCUGAUCUGCCUCCUUCACAGUCUCAGCCAAUCCUAUGGGGAAGCAUUUUGAUUGGCUCAGUACAACACUUCUGAUGAUGUCAGCAGGCAGCUUGCCAUUAUGAGGCAGACAAGGACAAAAAACAGCAGCUUCAGGCUUGAAUACAAGUAAGAUUUUACUAUAUUUAGGGAGGCAAGAGAGGGCCAGUGGGACUAGAUGAAGGUUUUAACCCUACAGAGUCAGAAAUAUAUGUUUGUGUUCCUGACCCUAUAGUGCUCCUUUAACUUCUGCAGUAUAGUCCCUGCUCUCAGUGCUUGGGAUUGUACAUUUAUCUUGUGCACUACUGAUUCUGCUUCCAGACAUGGCAAAUAGGCCUUUGAAAAGUUUAUUCACAGCAAACAGGCAAAUGGGUUGUGACAAGGACACCUUUUAUGGCUAACAGAUGUUCUAGCUUUCUUCCUCCCUGGGCUCCCAACCAAGCCUGAACUAGAUUGGCAGCGAGCAAAAUCCUGCUUUAACCUUUUUGGCACCAGAGGGUUUUCUCACCCUUCUGGCAGUAGAAAGGUUUUGCAGAGGGGGGAAAAAAAAGGACUGUAUUUUAUUUCACCUGGAUGUGUUUUCACAAUUUCACUAAUAUUUCCCAGCCGCAGUACUUGGCAAUAUUUAUUGCCUAUAUCAGAAAGGGGGGGGGGGGUAACCACUAAGUAAUUAAACCAAUUCAAAAUGAAAAACACAAUUGACACACUUCCCAACCUUACUGUAAUAAAAUGUAACCUUUAUUAGAUCAAUAAUAAUAAUAAUUAUUAUUUAGUAGGCACCAACAUAUUCCGUAGUGCUGUACAAUAGGUGGACUAACAGACAUGUAUUUGCAACAAGACGAGCUGCAUGCAGAGGAACAGAGGGUGCUGAGGGCUCUGCUCAAAUGAACUUACAUUAUAGAGGGUUAAAUAUACCAAAUAGAAAUAAUGAAAAACAUGCAAUUGAAAUAUUAUAGUCUGCUAUAGUCCAGGGAUUAAGGAGUCAUUUGCAUAGGGUAACUUAAUAUAUAGGAAACUAUGUCUAUAUAUAGACAAUGGAAAUACUAAACUAUAUAUCCUAUGAGUCUAGCUAAAUAGAAGAUCUAGCUGCUAGACCAAAAUAGUUGCAAGGCUGUGAGAUGCGUGCAAAUCACAAUUAUGCAGUAUAUACAAGUUAAAUUCUUAUUGCAGUAUAUUUCACUAAUUAACAGAGUAGAUAAGAAAAGUAGUGAUAAAUAAUAUUCUUCUGAUGGACAGAAAGCAUAAAAAUAAUAAUAAAAAAUGUAUGAUAGAUCUCAGACGUACGCAAUUGCAAAAGAAAGAAGAAAAUCUACCACAACUAGAGGACAUAGUCUUAAAUUAGAGGGGCAAAGGUUUAAAAAUAAUAUCAGGAAGUAUUACUUUACUGAGAGGGUAGUGGAUGCAUGGAAUAGCCUUCCAGCUGAAGAGGUAGAGGUUAACACAGUAAAGGAGUUUUAAGCAUGCGUGGGAUAGGCAUAAGGCUAUCCUAACUAUAAGAUAAGGACAGUGACUACUGAAAGUAUUUAGAAAAUUGGGCAGACUAGAUGGGCCGAAUGGUUCUUAUCUGCCGUCACAUUCUAUGUUUCUAUAUAGGGCAAAGGAUGAGCGCAGAAAAAGUAAAUGUAAAGUUAAACUCCAUAAAUUCGCCAGAAGUACCAAAUAUAUACAAGUCAGACUAAAGUAGAGGCAAAACAGACUGGUAAAUAUAUUGGGUAACCAUUAACAACACUAAAAAGCUAUAUAGUAAAUAGAAAACACUAAAUGAGUGUGAAGUAUGGAAGGAAUAAAAUGUAGCAACCUAUACACCAGAGGUGGCUAAAACGGUUUUUAAAUUUUGUUAUAUAUUUUUCUUUAUUGUGGUUUUUUCAUAUACAGCUGAGACUAGGUGUUUAAACCAUAGAACUACAGUACAUUGCAUUUGUUUCUUAAAUGAAUGUCACAAUUUAGGUAUUACCACCUAUUAGCAUUUAAAGGGACACUAUAGUCACCCAGACCACUGCGUCUCAUUGAAGUUGUCUGGAUACAGUGUCACUGUCCCAUUUAGUCCUGCAAUGUGAAAAACUGCAAUAAUAAAAUCCCCAUAGGGUGAGGGAGGGGGACCAGAGGGCUCUAUAGUGUUAGGAAUACAGCUUUGUAUUCCUAACCCUAAAUAAUUUCAUCAAGUUCUAAUUUAACUGACUCUACUCUUUAUCUUCUACGUCUAGGGGGCUAAUUAGAUACCCAGUUGAUUUAUAACAUCAGUACUACUAUAGUUUGCCUACUUCAGGUAUAAAAAUAUAAAUUUUUUAGCAACCUUCCCGGCGGCAGUCAUGAAUGCUUUAACCUCUAUGUGUAAGGACGCAUCAGAGUCUUCCUGGCACCAUACCAACUUCAUUUUAAUGAAGUUGUUAUGGUGCCCGGAGUGUUCCUUUUAAACAGUACAUUAGCUGCCCACUGCGCCUCCUGUUGCUUAGAUCCCUGUACCAGUUGCUUAGUUCACCCAAAUGGUUGGGCUGGCUUUGCACAAUGUGCAAAAGGCCGCACUUCCUGGAAAAAAGCACGGAUGUCAUUAAAAGGAACGUGACAGUGUUUGAUCUCCACCUCCGUUGUCCUGACAUGGGUGUCAGUGGAGAUCAAAAUAUUGACAUUUCCUUUUUGUUUAUAAUAAGUCAAUACAUAUAUUCAACAAGUUGUGUCCGCACAGCCUUUUCUUUACUUUGUGCGUGCAUAUAAAUAUAUCCGCAGUUACUUGUAAAAAGAAAACAUGCACUUUCUUUCUUAUGUAACUUUUACACAUUCUCGCUGUGUCUCUUGUCCGUGCUUGCAUGCAUACAUACAUACACAUAUUCAUGCAGUCUCCCAUACACACCCAGCCUGGCACGGGAACAGAAGCUGUAGGGUUUGCUGAGUUGAGCAGCUGUUCCAGGAAUCUGUUCUGUCAGCAGAUAGGAGUGUGCUAUCUCACCCUGUGCACAAUACUUUCUUUCAUGAGAUAACUUGCUGGGUCCAUGCAGCGUGGACAGCUGCAGCAUUGUCUUGAUUUGGGAUUGGAGGGGAAACAACUCUACAUGCCUUCUUGCUUCCAUCAUUAACCACAGUCUGCGAGAGACAUAUCCGCAAGACCCCUAAAAUGUCACAUGAGUCUUUCUCCACCGGAGUACCCAGAAAUAAAAAAAACUUGCUCAGGACUCGAUCGUUAUGCUGUUUGCAAUAUGAUAUACAAGGGAGAUAUUCAGUCAAAAGUGAUAUAUGUACCAGAUAUUAAUUCUGUAAGAAACAUUUUUGCAGAAUAUACCAUGUUUUUUCUUAGCACAGAGUUGAAAGAACACUACAUCCUUGCACCCCCUUAUUUGUAGAGAUAAUAUAUUAAAAAGGAAGGCCCCACCAUAUAUAUAUAUAUAUAUAUAUAUGUUACCACUCUAUUUUAUUAGUUUGUGGCUGAUCUGAAGGGACAAGUAUGUGGCUGACAAUUGUCAGUCAAUACUGUCCUUUCUAUUAUCAGUAGGAGGACAUUGAAUGUCCUUCAUAUUGCUGCACAGGAUUGGCUGAUGGGAUAUGUAGUCCACCACUCAGUAGUAAUUCAGUCCAAGAAGGUACCACUGUGCCGUUUUUAUUAGUUAACUUAAUAGCUUCAUUAGUUUCUUACUUAAUUCGUGCAGAGAGUUAAAACUUAAAGGCAUGAAGCAGUUUUUGUGUAUUUGGUGAAGCGGUUUUUGGUCACCCUCUCAAAUCUUAGCCAUAGAGGAGUUAAAUCCCUUUUUUACACAGCCCUAGUCACACCUCCAUGCAUGUGACUUGCACAGCCUUCCUAAACACUUUCUGAAAAGAGAGACCUAAUGUUUACACUUCCUUUAUUGCACAAUCUGUUUAAUUCAGAAUGUCCUAUCUUCUGCACUGUUAAUAGCCUUCGAGGGACCUCUCCUGUCUGUGAUUAACGGGAUCCUAUAGUGCCAGGAAAACAAAGCUGUUUUCCUUGCACUAUAGGUUUAAUAGGUCCCUCCCGUGGGGCUGGGUUAGGCUAUGCCUACGCUCCUCCCCUGCUUACGUGAGCCAGCGGGGGGAGACCUAAUGCGCAUGCGUGGCUUAUCUCCCCAUAGAAAAGCGUUAUUCAAUGCUUUCCUAUGGGAGAAAUCUGACGCGGGAGGUCCAAAAGGGACACAACACCCAGACCACUUCAAUGAGCUGAAGUGGUCUGGGUGCCUACAGUGUCCCUUUAAAUUCAAUUUACAGAGCAGGAGAUCAAACUUCUAAAGCAAGUUAACAUCUUGCAUUAAUGAAAAUACAACAAUUUUUCAUGCUGGCUGUGUCAGUCACAGCCAGGGGAGAUGUGCCUAGGAUUGCAUAAAAAGAAACAAAAGUGAUUUAACUCCUAAAUAGCAGAAAAGUGACACUGCAGGGGCAUGAUAUAUACACCCAAACUGCUUUAUUAAGUUUAGCUUGUUUUGAUAUCUAUAGUGUCCCUUUAAUGGUCUUGAAAUGUAAAUCUUGGAAAGUAGCCUUUUUGAAUGUAUAGGGUUAUUUUAGGUAACAAGUCUACAUUAAGCAUAUUACAAGCACGAGACCCUGGCGUUAGGAAAGAUUUCUUUUCCUUAUAGACAGGUGUUGGACGUUGGCUGAUAGUACAUAAAUAGAUGAUAGUUUCUGUCUUUACAGGCAAGUGCAUGGGGCGGCAGGUGUGAUGAGUAAUCCAGUAUGAGCAGCGAUAUGAAUCCACGCUGGCAGCUGUUAUUUGCAAGUAGUGCUGCCAGGUUUAAUGUGCGUGAGUGUGGAAUGGGGUGGACAUGGUUUAGGCUGAGAAAAAAAGACUGAGCAUGUAGGAGAGGUGAGGAUGGAACGUUUUCUUAGGGAGAUUAAUUUGAUAGAUUAUAAAUUGUUGGUGAUCCAGACUAAAUCUAAAUUAUUUUUAUUUAAAUGUUGUUAUACAUAGUUUUCUAAUGUAUAGUUUAAUAUUUAGUAAUAAUAUUCAUUUUAUAAUGUAUUACUAAUUAAUAUUCUUGUUUAGUUGUUUUUCUAUGUUACUAUUUAAAGGAGAACUAUAGCGUUAGGAAUAAAAAUCUGCAUACUUGGUUCUUUUCAAAUUCCCAGCUCCAGUGCCUCCUUUGCCAGUGUACAAAUCAAUCCUCCUUGUAGAGAAGCAUUGGGGACGUUAUGCGCAAGCGCAGUGAGCUCUGCACGAGCAUUUAAAUUUCAACAGACAAAGCAUUGAAUCAAUGCUUUGCUAUGGGGCUUCCAUGUCACGUGACCAAGUUUUACUGACUGAGUCAUACUGACCGCCUCUAGAGGUGGACUUAAUGAUUUACAUUGCAGGUUAAAAGGAUAGGACCACUGCACGCAGAGCACUUUACCUCAGAGGAUAGGAACACUGCACUCAGACCACUUCACAUUAGGGGCUACUAACACUGCACCCAGACUUCACCUUAGAGGCUAGGAACACUGCACCCAAACCACUUCACCUUAGAGGCUAGGAACACUGCACCCAAACCACUUCACCUUAGAGGCUAGGAACACUGCACUCAAACCACUUCACCUUAGAGGCUAGGAACACUGCACCCAAACCACUUCACCUUAAAGGCUAGGAACACUGCACCCAGACCACUUCACCUUAAAGGCUAGGAACACUGCACCCAGACCACUUCACCUUAGAGGAUAGGAACACUGCAUCCAGACCACUUCACCUUAGAGGAUAGGAACACUGCAUCCAGACCACUUCACCUUAGAGGAUAGGAACACUGCAUCCAGACCACUUCACCUCACCUCAAUGACGUGGUCUGGAUGACUAUAGUGUUCCUUUAAGAGUGAAAUAAUUUCAAUAUAAACAGUGCAUCACAACUCAAAAGUGAAGACUAACUACACCCCUUUCUGUGAGGUGGGCAGAAAAUGUGCUUCUGGGCUUCUUAUGAGUUAUAAAUCCAUUUAAAUAGUGCUUCUUGAACACCAAUUUGUAGUUAAUUGAAAUCCAACUCUCACAAUUUAGGCUAAAAUAAACAACCUGCGACUGUCGCUGAUUUGGAGGAUUAUUUUAAAUCGUCUCCUUUUGCCUAAUUGGGUUUUCAGUACAGUACAAAUUGGUCUUCUAGUGAAUAAGCCUUUUUAGUACCUCUGUAAGUCUGGACUCAAAAUAAAGUCAUACUCUUCAUUUUUUAUUUGUAGCAAUUUUAUGCACCCACAAGUGAAACUGUUCUACAGGGAUUUCACAUGCCCCAUAGGCAGAAAACCAUUAAGAGAAUGAAGUAAGACAUUACAUACCUAAGAGGCAUACAGUCAUUAUGAAAAAGACAGCUAGCUGACUUGUUUCCUGUUCAUAAUUCUAUUACUUUUUGAAGAUAGUUUUAUUUCCCUAAUUACAAGUGUUUGUUUAUUAUUAUGUUUGAAUGUUUUUCUUGCAGCUCAGAUCUAAAAUAGUCUUUGUUUUAAGGAAAUGAAUAUAUUUAAAGUUCCAACAAUACUCCGUGUCUCUUAGGGAGUUGGUAAUGUAUUUUACAGGAAAAUGUCGUUUCCAAAAAUGAAUACUUUAAUCUACAGAAAUUCUUGGCAUUCCUUCAAAGCCACAUUAACUCUGGGUGUUUCUGGAAUACACAUGUUCAAGUCUCUGUUUAUAUAUGUGAUUGCGUUGUGUUGGUUCAUCAAACACCGGGAGUGAAUUAUUGUAUACAGUGUGAGGUCUUUUCUUGUUGAAUAUUAAAGGGACACUGUAGGCACCCAGACCACUUCAGCUCAUUAAAGUGGUCUGGGUGCUGUGUCCCUUUUGCACCUAGUGCUGCAAUGUAAAACAUUGCAGUUCCACUCACUGGCUCCUGACUACAGGGUCCGCUCACUUCCAAGCACUUAUACGAUAGACUCCGACCUAGACCUGUAUGCAGGACCACAGCUAGCCACCAUGGGGAACCCAUACAGGGUGGGAUGAGGACGGUGAGGAACAAGGUCCAUCACUUAUCUCCCUCUCCCACCCCCCUACUCGUUAUCCUCCCCCUACAUCAUCCAAAACAUGACCCCUCUAGGGAAGCCUAAGGUUACCUAACUGUCCCCAUUUACCACCUCUCCCCUACUUUCCCCCCUUACCUAGUCGAGAAGGAAAAGGGCACGCACCCAGUAGACGGGGAACCCCAGGGCACAAUGCCCUACACAUACCGCACACCGACAGUAUUGAAGGAAAGAACGCGAUGAACACCGGGUAUAUAUCUGACUAGUAAUACUACACCUGACAUAGUGCCACUUGACACACGACUACUGUUACUUUGUUUUGUGUUUGAAGCCUGCGAGCCAUAAUGUUUCACACCAAAAUAUGAACCUGCGAGUCCACAACGUGUUGAAUAAUCACCCUUACCUCUGAUCUCUCUACCCGAAACCUGCGCGUCUCACUGUCUUGUUACUUGUCUGCCUUACAUAAUUGUUGUUAUGAAAAGAAAAAGACAAAUAAAAAUAUAUUUACAAAAAAAAACAUUGCAGUUCCAGAGAAACUGCAAUGUUUACAUUGCAGCUCUAAGUCUGCCCUCAGUGGCUGUCUAUCAGACAGCCACUACAUUACUUCCGGAAUCGUAACAGACUUUUGGUCCGUUAUCUGACGCUGGAGGUCCUCACGAUCUGGAUGAGGGUCUCCAGCGUCAAAUUGUUCCCCAUAGGAAAGCAAUGAUUUAAUGCGCAUUAGACCCCGCUCGUCGCGGGACAGAGGAGGGGAGCGGAGCUUGGGGCGAGGGACAUCGACGCUGGGAUCAGGUAAGUAAAUAAAGGGAUUUUAACCUUUAAUUUACCGGGUAAAAGGGCGCGCGAGGGAGGCAGAGGGAUCAGUAGUGCCAGGAAUACAACUGUUGUCAUGUGUUAUUUGCAUGAGAUGAAAUGUGAAACAUAUUUUAGUGGUAAAAUUAAUUGGUAUAGAUAGCUGUUAUGGUAGAUCACAGGUUCAGGGGGAGAAUCUUACCUUUACUCUAGUUUGCUGCUGCUGGCUCUGCUCCUGAUCUGCCUGCUUGGCUGACAUCAUCAGAAGUGUUGAACUGAGCCAAUCUUAUUGCUUUCCCGUAGUAUUGAUUGGUUGAGCCUGUCAAAGAUGCAGAUCAGGGGCAGAGCCAGCACAAGUCAAACACAGCCCUGGCCAAUCAGCAUCUCAUCAUAGAAAUGCAUUUAAUCAAUGCUUCUCUAUGAGAAAGGUUCAGCACCUCCAUGCAGAGGGUGGAGACAUUGAAUGGCAGUCACACUGUGCAGCACUGCCCCAUGAAGCACCUCUAGCAGCCAUCUGAGGAGUGGUUAUUAAAUGUGUCCCUAGGCUGUAAUGUAAACACUGCAUUUUCUCUGAAAAGACAGUGUUUACAGCAAAGAGCCUGAAGGGACUGAUUGUACUCACUGCUGCUAUAAGUAGCAUGUUUUUGUGCAUUCACUAUAUAACUAGUCCCUUGGGCGAUGCUGACAAAUAGGGGUACCAAUCCAGUUAAAUGAAAUCUAUAAAAGAUUAAAAUGUACCUAAUGCAGUAAUAGCUGGAACAUAGCUGCGUGAUAUCUCAGAAAUGAAAAAUGUCUUUCAUAGGGACGAGAAGUAAAGAAAGCAGCAGAUCAGUGUGCAGAACAAAACAGAAGCAUUGAGAAGACAGCGCAUGUGCAGCAAUCCUUGCUAUUUGUGAAUCCAAUGCUCCUCUAUGUGAGAAGCACCUGAUUGUUAGGUUUAUGAUGCUUUUACUUUACUAUUUUUAUUUUUAUUUUAUAGGGGGCCAAUUAUUCUAAAGGUAAAUAUAAGCAAUGGUAAUUUAAAUAAAAAAACAUUUUAAAAAAAAUAUUUGUUGAUUUAGUGCUCCUUUAAUAAUAAACUUUUUCUAAUAAGGAUAAGAUUUAAGAAAUCAAAUAUUGGCAGUACUGCCUUUUAUUCUUUCAGUAGUGGAAAAAUUGUCCAUCCCCAAGAUGUGUGCACGGAAUGCUGAGAAUUGAUCAUAGUGGACAGAAUGCUUCUCAUGUCUAAAAAUAAAUAUUGUGCCUACAAUGAAUGGCGUUAAUCUCCAUAAGAAUUUCAAAACCGCUUCUGAAGUACACUGGUAACAUUGUUACAGAGACCCUGUUACGACGGAAAAAUCACUCAAUAAUGGGUAUUGUUUCCUAGAACAAUGACUUUCUCCCAGUAUGCCACAGGCGCAUUGAUUAGAUUGAAUGCAGCCAUUAACACGUGUUUUAAUAAGCGUUGGCAUUAAUAUUGGGAUUCUCAUCUGCUAAUUAAUUAAAACGAAUAAAUCAAUCUGGCUAGGACUGUGGAGAUCUCUCAAGUAAGGUUUUGAAUACAUGACAUAUAUAGGCAGUUGGUUAAGGGUAAAAUUAAAAAAUAGUUGACAUUGGAUAUUUUUGUCAUUGAUGUGGUUAGGAACAAAACAGGUCCCUGGCAUUGGCUUACCAUUAGGGGUUAAAUUGUUCACAAACGGUUUAAUCCCAAAGUCUCUGUUCAAGCUCUUCCCACUCCAACAUCCGCUGGCUGAAAAGCUUGAAAAUUGAAGCCUAGCAGUAAGCGGACGCUCUCAGCCAAUCAGUGGCAGCCAUUCAUAAAAACGGCUUUGGAAAAAGAUGUGCAUUUCUCAAACCGUUUUGUGAACGGGGAGCCAUUGAUUGACUUAGAGCGUCAGGUAGAGUAGAUUUGUUUUGUUUUAUCAGAGGUUGUAGUUGUUACAGUAUUACCAUUGACCACAACUGAGGAUGUGAUUUAUUGUUUAAGGUUAGUGGUAACUCCGUAGGAGCCGCUUCUGUAGGAUAGUUUCACUUAUUACCCUAUUAUAAUACUAAUUAAAGGGAAAAAAAACACAGUGAAGAGGAGCGUCUUUUGGAAACAGAUUUUCAAAUUUGUGAAUGUGGUUUCUUAUCACAAAUCUCCUUAGAACUAAGCUGUAGGAUUUUCUAAGAGGCUUUGAGUAUAGGUCUUCGUAGUCUUUUAUGUCAAGGAGGCUCAGACUACAAUAAUACGAAGGACUAGUCUUGACUAAGCUUUGCAUAGGAUAUACUGUCUGGCAGAACCUAUCCCAACAUGAAAUUACUAAGAAAAGAAAAAAAGCUUGCUGUCCCAUCUACCAUCAAAAUUUCAGUAGUUUUAAAUGUAAGGAAGGUGACUGUGAUCAGAAAAUUAAUCCUUGUCUUUUUUAUACACCAUGCUUUGAUUUACUCUAGCCUAAAUGGAUUAAAUGGCUGAAAUAUUUAAUUAUUAAAAACCUGGAACGUCGAAGAAUAUAUACAAAGAUUUGAAUUUAGUUUUUGGGGGUGGGGACGACCCCUCUCUAAACUUAAAAAAAAACGAGAAAAAAAGUCAACCUCGUCCAUGAUGUUCUAUCUUACCCUACCUACCCUGCUGAAGAUUUAUUAGGAUGAGGUAUGCAGUGCAGGUAAGUUUGACACACACUUACCUCUUGUGCACCUCUAUAUAAUCAGUGACACAGAAACGCACAUAUUUAAUAUAAUAACAUAAUACCGCACUCCAAGAAAAGGUUUUUUUUUUUUCAUCUAUAAAUAGAAUCCGCAUUUUCUCAGCUAAGGUUCUAUUUCCUGAAAGCAAAACAUAAUAAAACGUUUAAUUAAAGGCUGACAAUGCCAGGAAGGACUGCUUUGUGGAGAGUGAGGUAGGGAAAACUUGGGAGGCAGAGCUGGGAGCUCUCCUUGUUUAGGAAGAGGGAGUGACAAAUAUGCCUUAGAAGAGAGCAGGGGAAAAUUAUAGAGAGCAAACGGGAGAUUUGUUGCAGAAGACAAGUCCCAGGAGGGUUACUCUGGUCAUAACAGAGGGAUAAGAUACGGAAAGGACACAAUGUCACUUCACCAGGACAGAUGGAAAUGGAUAGAAGGACUUCUGAAUCUUUAGGUGAGGUUGGCGACUCUUAAACAUAAUCUAAUUAACUCUGAUACCUUGUCAGUUGUGAAGGACAGCCCAGUGUAAUCAGUAGAAAAUACAACAGUAACAGCCCAUCUGUAUAUUGCCAAUAGUACGGUUUAAUGUUUACAUUGUCAUAUGAAGCCCAGUAAUAUAAAUAACUUCUCAUUGGAGUGGUUACGUUAUAGACCGGCAGAAAAUUCACAUACAGCAGUAGAUUAUUUCAAUGGCAAUGUUAGAAGUUAGAAAUAAAUUGGCAAAAAUCUCUAUUUUAUGUUUUAUUUUUACUUUUAAGGGCACAGUAGCCCAGUAAUAGUCAUUGCUCAUAUUAUAACAUUGUCCAGACAUAAUAGAAUUUCCUUAAAGGACCAUUAAAGUUAAGAUGCACCGGUCCUGUCAUUUUAACCCUGCAAUCUAAACCAUUGCUGGUUUGUAGAAAGUGUUAAAUAUGCCUCUUAGCGUCUGUCUAUCUGGCAGCCACUAGGGGCUCUUCCUAUUCCAGAAUAGAGUCAAAAUUGGUCCUGCUUGCAAAUGCUGCUGAUGGCAUUAUCUCACACAGCAUCAAAGAAUUCUAGGCCUAUCAGAAGAAGCAGCUAUAGUGAGGGCCGGUGCAAGGAUUUUUGCCGCCCUUGGCAAACAAAAAAUUGCCGCCCCCAUAUGCUCUGCCCACCAUGUGACAUCACAAUGCCCCACCCAUAUGAUCUGCCAUAUGAGCCAAUGCAGUGCUGCACACAGUGUGUUUACAUUAAAAGGCCUGCAGGGAAGGCUAUAGACACCAGAACCACUUCAUUAAGCUGCAGUGGUUCUGGUUACUAUAGUGUCCCUUUAAUGUGAGGUAAAUUAGAGAUUAGUGCCACUAAUAAUAUACUGGAUUGCCCACCUACCACCAGAUGAGGACAAGAGGCUGAUAAUGGGCUCAGGCUGCAGUCUGGCUCCACUGGUCUGCUGUUAAAACAGGCUCUCUGGAGAAGUGUUCACAAAUAUCAAUGAGCAGAAAGCAGCUCCAGUUUUUGGGGCCCCUUACACAGAUCACGGUCUGGGUCUAUGCCUACAAGGUCCGCCCAUAAGCCUUAUGUCUUCAAGGCCCACCAUGAGUUCGCUCACAGGGAGUGGAGUGUAUGUAGGGGAUGUGUUAUGUGUUAUUGUAGAGGAUGUAAUUUGUGUGUGUUCUUAUGUAAUGUAGUGUAUAGGGAUACCAGUUUGUGUAAGGGAUGUAGUGUGUGUGUGUUAGGGAUGCAUUGUAUGUUUCUGUGCAUGUGUAAGGAUGCAUUGUGUAUGUGUGUAGUGUGAAAGAGAGGGUUUGGGAGGUAGGAUAGGGGCUGAGAGGGGAGCAGCUCUUUAUUUUAAUUUUGUUAAUAUAAUUGUUUUGUAUAUUUUUUAAGUUUUGUGUCUUACACCCCCCUUUAGUGUAUUUCUUACAAGCCCCUUGUGUGUCUCUUAUCCCCCCCCCCCCACUCUUUGUAUGUCUCCUACAUCCUCCAAACCCAUUUGCAUAUCUUACCCCCAAGCCCCUUUGUGUCUUACUCUUCCCAGCUCCUUGGUGUGUCUUGUUCCCCCCCCAGGCCCCUCUGUGUGUCUCCUUCACAAGCAACUCUGUGUGUCUCUCCUGAGCCUCUCUGUGUGUCUUACACUCACUACCACUCCCCCCCAUCCCUCAGUGGCCUCCUCUCCACUUCUCCUCCUCUCCACUUCUCCCCCUGUCCCUUAGUGUUCUCCUCUCAACUCCUGUCCCUUAGUGUUGUUCCCUUCCCUCCUGUCCCUUAGUGCUCUCUAUUUCUGCCCUUUAGUGCUCUCCCAUCCCCUCCUGUCCCUUAGUGCUUUCCUAUCUCUUAGUGCUAUCCCAUCUCUUAGUGAUCUUCCUUGCCCCUUAGUGAUCUCACCUGCCCUCCUGUCCCUUAGUGUUCUCCACUGCCCUCCUGUCCCUUAAUGAUCUCCUUUCCCCUCCUGCCCCUUAUUGCUCUUCUCUGCCCCCCUAUCCCUUAAUGCUCCCCCUGACACUUAGUGCUCUCCACUACACCCCCCCCAUCCAUACCUAUAGUGCUCUCCCUCCCCCUGUCACUUAGUCUCCCCUCCUCUCUUUCCAUUGGUCUCCCCAUCUUUUCCUUAGUGGUCCCUCCUCCGUCCAUCUUUUCCUUAGUGGGCUCCCCACCAUCUUUCCCUUAGUGAUCUCUCCUCAUUCUCCCCCUCCCAACCCCCCGUAACCUUAGUGCUGGAAGCUCCACGCUACUCUGUUAAUUGAACUUUAAUCACACACACAUACCUCCCAACUGCCCCACUUUUGGGGUUCUGUCCCGUCUUCCUUAUUUUGUUUCCUGAUUUCCCGCAUUUGGGGACACCAGGGAACUGUCUCCAGGGAGCACAGCGUGAGUGCGCCAUUAGAUGUAUUUAAUGGACAUUACAGGACAGUAGGACCAUGCAAAGCGUAUUUUCUGCAUGCUCCUCUAUGCACGGAGAUGGCCAGGAGGCUGUCUGUAAACCAGAUAUGCUUUAUAUAACGUAGACCUGUCUACUUUCCAGGUGGGCUUACACAGUAAGGGACGUCACCAAUGAUACUAGCCCCAGCUGACAGAGGGGAUCUUUAUAUAUCCAAUGAUAUGUGUGACUUUCAGGUACCAGCAGGAUCUAACCGUGCUGGUGCUUUUACUGCAUGACGGUCCAUGCAGUUAACAGGCAUUUCAGCUCUGCACUGCAUGAUGGCAUAGACCAUCAUGUGGCCCUUAAACUAUUUAAUGAGGAUUCAUGCAUUCAGAUUUUACAUUUAAAGUACACCCUGGCUGUUGUUGUUACCUUACAGAAUGGGACUCAUUUUGUUGACCUGUGGAAGAUAAAGCCUAGUAGAUACUGCUGCGGAUGGGAUAUGUGGCUUGUAGUACAGCUUCAGCACUAACCUAUCUCAAAAUCAAAAAUCAACUUAUUUCUAAUGACGAUAAGCAAACAUUUUUAUUUAACCAUUCCUAUAUUUUCACAAAGAAAGUCAGCAUUAACCCCUUAAGGGCCAAACUUCUGGAAUAAAAAGGAAUCAUGACAUGUCAUGUGUCCUUAAGGGGUUAAAAUCACUAGUUUCCAAGUUAUUCAGAGCCAUGCCAAACUUUGUACUCGUUAAAUUUAAUUGGAGACUGAGUUUGGAGCUGAACUCAGUUACACAAUGUCCAACCUGCUGGGUAAUCCUGUGGAUUUCACUUGUGAGUCCAAGCGAAAUCCACAGGAUUCUCCAGCAGGUUCAACAUUUAUCAAAAUCUAGGGUUCUCUAAAUGUAUCUGGAAAAUGUUUCUCAAAUCAGAGAAGGAUUUACCAUAAGGCGACCUUAGGCAGUCACAUAGGAACCCAGGGGUUAGACAGGGGCCUGGGAUCUAUGAAUUUGAUUGGGCUCCAUUAACCAUCCCUGCGUGAAGAAUGAAUGGGGAACCCCAAACUCGUACCCUAUCUAGGACUCUGUGGGAUCUCAGUCCUUCUCUAGGCCAAAGUGAUUUGCAAUGCAUUAUAUAGAAUAUGCAUUCAAAAAUAUGAAAAGAUAAAAAAUAAUAAUUUGGUUUUAAGAAAGAAUAAGUACAAAUGUAUAACGUACAUCAAGCAAGAGAGUAAAGCACAGUUUGAAAUUAUAACAUUCUUCCAAUAACAUUCAAGAUAUGAUCGAAGGCAGUAUCCAACCAUAUAAAUUUUUUUUCAUUGGCCAAGGCUCCCUUACAGUGUGCUAUAGAGAGAAUUUCGUUGUUGAGCUAGAAGGAGGUUUAUUUGAAAAGAACAUGAGAGCCUAUUUCUCCUCUAAAGAAAAAUGUAAACGCAAGUUUGCAUGGAGGUGGACAAAUGAGCCUUCUUAAAAACUAUUCUACUAUUGGAAGGUAUAGUAAUUUUGGUUAGAAGUUAUGUGGUCACAAUUUGGUCCCAUAAAGUUGGUGAUGCACUAGUCUAAAAAGUUGAUUUAGUGUACUUGAUUAUUAAGUGAGAGAAGAAAGAGAAGGGGACGUGUGUAAGGAAAAAUGAAUAGAGGGGGGAAGUAAGUGUAUGGAUAUAGGAGUAGAAUUGGAGAUGGUUAGACAUGAGUGAAUGUGGAGGAUAAAUGCCUUUUAAAGUUCCGGUUGCUUUUGCUAAAACACAAAAGACAGAAGAAACAAGUAUGGUCCCCCCAUACCAUGAAAAAUAAUUACCAAUUAAAAGCAUCUCAUCCUGUCUGUGGCAGGUUUCCUUAUCCCAGAAACCACUGUCUAACAUAAUUAAUUGGAUAUUUAGUCUGUAUCCUCUUGUUCACAUGACUAUUUACAAUUUUGGGGAUGUCGUUGCUUGCAGAAAUCUUGAGAGCCACUGAUAUUGUGAGUUUAUAUCUGCAUCUGGAUAAGAACCUAUAUUCCUAAUGCUAAGUGAAGUGGUCUGGGUGGCUAUGGAUUCCCUUUAAUUUUCUAAUAUGACUAUUUUGACCUAAAUUUUGAAAUUCACUUUGAAUUUUGUUCACUUUUUUAUUUAAUUUCUCUUUACUGAACUAACGCAUUUAUUUGUAUCCUGAUUUCACAUAGAUAUAUUCCCUAUUUAUCUCUCCUUGACGUUCCCCCUCCCCAUCACUUGUUGGAACAAAAAAUCUCACAACAAAAGCUUGAUUGUCACCCUUAAACCCUGAAUCGUUUAUCAAGUUUCUAUUUCCUGUUGUCCACAGUGUGGCAGGACCCACCCAGCUCAGCCCCUGCCAGGCGAUUGUGUGACUAUUCAGUUUGGAACAGCACAAGAAUCCCAUUGUUAUAUCCUGACAGCGGAUAUGUAAAGGGCAGAGUGUAAAGAGCUGGUAGGGAACUGGUGCGGAAAUAGAACGUGUGACUUCUCAUGGCUAUCAUAUCCAGUGGUUAUCAUGAGAUCAAAACAUUAUUAUUUAUUUUGCCAAUUUGUUAAGUAUGUACAUGAAAUAAUCUUUUUUUUUUAAAUUUUUUUUUUACAUAUUAAUGUUCUAAAAAUUGAACACUGCAUGCAGCCAAUGUGUGUCAAACGAACUAGUCCAGUACAUCUAUGCAAUGUCCUGCCUUGUGUAUUUAGUAAUCAGUCUUCUUUUUUUUGAGACAUCCAUGCCUCAACCUGUUCUACGCAAUCUGGGACAUCCAGGACUGUUUAGCUACAACAUCUGUGUUCCUCUAAAAUCUAGACCAGUGAUUGCUGAUCAUGGCACUUAAGAUAUUCAGCGAUUAUCUAGUGGUGAAGUCUAUUUAUUUUUGGUACUGGAGUAUUUUGGUGAUGGUGGAUUUUUGUUCCUUUUUUUUUUUUUAAGGUUCUAUUGGAAGCAUUGCCACCUUAGUAGGGUAAUUUGCAUAUUACAUGUUAUAGUUUUUUUGAAUAACAAUUAAAGGUUAUGUUUUGUACAUAUUCCUGACACUGUUUUCCUUUUUCUUCUCUCUUAGUUAUUUUUAGGGUGUAGGGUUUACUCCCAAAUUUGGUGCUUGGGUACCUUUAUAUUACAACCUCAUUUUUGAACAAUAUUUUGUUUUUCAGAAUUUCUGCUGUACAAAUAUAGACAGCUGGUACUUUGUGUUGUAGAAGGUAGCCUAUCUAUGAAAUAGUGAAAAGUGACUUUACAAAACAAUACUUUAUAUACUACAAUUAGUAUGUAUGUAAUGUGAAAUCACGUUGUCUGAUCCUACCGCAACUCACACUUUAUUUUCUGUCUCACAGGUGGCAGCCUAUUCCUGGAACCAAGGCGGCAAUGCUCGUGAAGGUUAACAGCUUGAGACAGGUCCCUUCACCCACAUCCUGUGGUCCUCUUCAAAACAGCAUUCCCAAAAACUCUUCAGCCAAGUCAUUGGUAUAUGCACAACCUCAGCCUUUCACUGAAAAGUCUGGUGGGGAUCCCCAGCAAUCCAUGCAGAUCAAAAAAACUGACAAUGGUGGGUUCUGCCUUAUUCUAACCAAUGGGGCUAAUGGUCAGACCCCACAGAGGACUCCCACAGGGACACUUCAACCCUCAUCUCCCAGAUAUGGAUCACCACCUCCUAUAUAUGAUGAGCCAUCCAUGGAAUCCCCCAUUUAUGAUGAACCGCCUGUAGAGAUGGACGUAGAAAGCAUGAGUGCACGUUCACUUUCUCCACCUUUGUCCCCAACUAGUAGCAUGCACAACCACCCUCAGGCUCCAAAGCUACUUCCUUACCCCAGUGCUCACCAUAAGCAUAAGAGGAAUCCUUCUGCUACGGAGUACAGCCCAGCAGGAAGGGAGUACAUUAAACACAUGGUAAACGUUGACCAAUCCUCUAAACAGACUACAUCUCCUACUGGGUCCCUUGAUACCCCACCUAAACAUCAGCCCGGUCAGCUGGCCCUUAAGGAUAGUUUCAAGCACUCUUGGAGGGUCUUGGAGGCUAAUGUUCUUAAGAAUAUAGAGGCUCAUCAUAAUCGCCAGAAUAGUCUUCCUCAAGACUACCCUACAGUGGUAAGUCAACAGGAUUCUGGCUAUUCAACAGGACCUUCUCCCAGUUUGAGGAAAAGGAAGGGUAGGCGACAAGGUGUUGGACAAAUAAGACCUGGGUCAGUGGGCAGCAGCAGUGAACUUAACGCUUUGAAUGAGAAACUGAUUGCAGAGAUGAGGUCAGUAGUGACAAAGACCCCUGUGCGCCAAGGAAGCAAGACCAGCCUGGAUACAGAGAUGUUGGAAAGCCCUAAUGCUACUGACAACAGUAAAGUGAGGUUUCAGAUGGACUCUUUAAAACAAACUGGAGGUAGGGGGUCAAGGGAUGAUGUCACAGCCAGCAGUAGGUCAUUGUACAAGCCUGGAGCAGAGUGCCGGGAGAAUGUAAGUGGGGAAGUAACAGGGCAACAAGAAGUGGUACGGCAGAAACGCACCUACGAGAAGAUAGAUUUCUUGGAGAAGAAGAUCACAAGCCAGAUCAGUUUACUCUCAUCAGAGUCCGCAAGAACAGCAUCAGAGGUAAACAAAAAAACACCUUUUCUAUUAAUUGGUUUAUUGUGAUAUUUGGAUUUUAGAUUUACUAUGGCUGUGGAACCUUAGGUUUUAAAAUAAGACACUUGGGCAUCAAUAAACUUGGGUAAACUUUUAAAAUUUCUAAAAAAAUUUUACAUAUAUCAAUAUACGCAAACAUGUUUUUCAAAAUAUUACAUAAUUUUAAAAGUUCAUCCAAUAUUAUCAUUUUAAUACCAUGGUUGUAAAAAUAUCUCCUCUACCAGACUUCCGGUCAUAUGAAAGUUAUGGCUGGUUUAAGUUGAAUAUGUGUGAAUUUAUGAAUUCUAUCUACAUUGGUGUUAUUAGUUCCAACACCACAUCUAUCCUUGCAGCACUUUGCAUCCUUUCUUAAAGGACACUAUGGGCACCCAGUCCACAUCAUCUCAAUGAUGUGGUCGUGGUGCAGUGUCCUUAUUGUCCUUAGUCCUGCUAUGUAAAACAUUGCAUUUUAGAGAAACUGCAGUGUUUACAUUGCAGGGUUAAGAGUGGCUGUAGUGGCUGUCUACCACAUAGCCACUAGAGGUGCUUCCUGCUAUUUCUCUUCCAGCAUUGAAUCAAUGCUUUACUAUGGGGAACCCCCAACGUGCACUCAGUGCUUGCCGCUCAUGUGCAUAAGGUCCCCCUUCAGCACUCACGUCAGAGGAGGUGGAGCCGACACCGAUGUCCAUCGGCACUGGAAUCAGGUGACUGAAAGAAAGUGAUAGGUUCCCUGGAGGGAAAGGGGGGGAGCAACUCUGUAUUCAUAACACUAUAGUGUUCCUUUAAGGAAUUAAACACAUUUUUAUAGACUGCUUUGGGAUUGCUUAUUUAAUAUUUGAAAUUACACAGUACUGUUAACACCAAAAUUAAAGAUAAAAAGCUCUCACAGACACUUUGCCCCUAGUAGCCAUGUGCCAGCAUUAGGGAUGAAAAAUGUGUUUAACAGGAAAUUUUGCCAAACUCUGCUGCAGUAUGUGUUGGUGAGCUUCUUGUUGUACGUAUCUAAAAAGUACUACUUAAAAUAAUCUGUAAGAACAAGAAUAUUAAACUACACAAGUAUUAAAUUAACUUCCUUGAUACCUAAACACAAUGCCAGAGCAUCAAGUGUCUCGGAUAUGGAACCAAAACCAAACGCUGAUUAUCACAUUGAUCUUGGCCAGGACAUCCUCUUUCUGUGUCACGUUCUCACAGAACACGCAGGGAUAGUUCACAGUCCAUCCAUAUAUGCAGAAAAAUCAUGACACCCCUAAGAAGCAAAGAGAAACAUAGAUCUCAGUUAUUAACCCAUUUUCGGGCCGGAAAAUAAAUUUUUAAAUAUAUGAGUGGAAAAAUGUUGUUGAAACUCUCCAGAGUAUCCACCAGACUAAUAUAGAUUGUUGUAUACAUUAAAACGGCUAGUGUUCUACUUAUAGAACUUAAUGUGUUUACCUGUCAGAGACCGGUAGACACUGGAUUUCUCCACUAUGUGUGAGGCACGGUGGUAACGAUGGUGUAUUAUUAUAUGUGGGAUCGUUGUGUUUAUAUUUUAUAUUUUUACGUUUACCUAAAUAUGGAAUCCUAAUUGGUAGGCUUAAUUUUAGGCUAUCCAAAUAGCUUUUGUUUUGUAUACAGGAGAUACCAGCUUCAACCACAGCCCUGCACCUCUGCCAACAUGCAGACUCUUUUUAGGUUCGGUAAAGAAAAAAAUUAAAAAUACUGACCACAAAUCCUUUACAUGCCAGGUAUUUUUAACCCUUGGAAUGUCACUGGUUUGUAGUUUUGCUUUGCGGGCGGAAACCAGCGAAAUUUGUUUUUAGGAUGAUAGUGCUAUUCUCAGCCAGUACUUGAUGGCCUCUAGCUGCCGAGUCGUUCUUUGGUAACGACUCCCAUCAGUCGAGGAAUGAUGGUAGAUGAGGUCUACCAAGAGCUGUAUAAUCUGUUUAUUCUCGGCUGUAAAGCACACUGUAUUUAAUAGUUUCUUUACACAAACUUGUUUUUGCUAAUAUGCUGGAAUUAGAUUUUAUUUCUUUAUUUUCAUUUUAGCAAGUUGUGGCAUGUUUAGUGGUAAUAACAACUUGAAUACUUGAUUGUUUUAUUGUGGAGAUGGUCACAUAGGAAUUGGAUCAUUGAUUUCACCCUCACUGACCGUUUAUUUUAUAGGAAAAAAAAUGCUACAGAGAGCAUGGGAUGUUGGCAGCCAAUUGUAAUUGUCGCUCACGGACCAUCUCAUGGCAUUUCAAUUAAUAAAAUACUUUUAGGUCUUUUGUUUAAUAUAAUGCGAUGCCCAGGAGGAAGCUCAGGUUAACCUGGAAGUCCUUAAUUUGUUUAAAAAAAAUAAAAUUAAAAAGAAAGAUAAGCAGUCACGGAAGUGAUAUAUUUUGUGUAGAAAAUCCCUAGAGACAGGACAAAUUUAAAAUUUUUGCUACUUCUUUCUUACUGAGUAGUGGGGACAAGCCAGUCAUCUCUAAUAGCAUCCAAACUGGAUAUGUUUUAAUGGGAUACAGUAACAGGACUAUUUACUAAAGUGAGAAUUUAAAGGGAAUUUCAAAUUUAAGGUGAAAAUAGCUGAACUGGAAAAAUUCAGGAAUGCUAUCAUUUUGGCUACUCUGCCCUAAAUUUAAAAUUCACUUUGAACUCUCAUUAUAGGAAAUAUCCCUGUUAGUACGAUAACUAUUACAGCACAUUGUAGUGAUUAUGGUACCGGAUGCCCCAUUGUAACCUGUGAAACUGUUUCUGAAAGGAUUGACACUAACCUGGCUCUGUUGAACACCCACAAUCCUGAUUGUCUGAACUGCUAUGCUUUACACUUUGACAUUAACAAUUCCAAUUUUACACAACUAACUAGUGACACGCUCAGACAACGAAUAAUGUCCAAAGGUGAUAUGCUAAUGCAGAAGUACAACUUUAUCGUAGCAGUGCAGAUCAGAAAGACCCUGACAGAGCCAGGCAGGACUUCCGACUGUCCUAAUUUUGUUGGGAUAGUCACAAUUUUAGGGUCUUGUCUCACCAUCCUGAUAUUGCUCCAUGGUCUCCCGCAUCCAGGAGCACAAAGGAAAUGUCCCCAGCCAGCAUAUCGCAAGUCCAUCUUUAGCACUCUAUGCAUGGUCUUGUGUGUGGCAGGCCUUGGUGCUGGACUUGUCUUAAUGCCAGUCUGACCGGUCUGCCCAUUACAAGCAUUGCCAUUGAUGCAAAUUAACUAACAAUACAUAUAUUUGCAUUUCACUUGCAAUGUAGAAAACCAAACUACAUUUUUAAGAGAUAAACUUAAAGGUUAACAGCUGGUAUCAAACCUCCAUGGUGUCAGCGGGCUAUAUAUAGGCUGUAAGUGGAGUGGGCACCUAAAAUGUUUGAUUCAUUUUGUAUAGAAGUCUAGAAAGUGCUCAUUUUCAUUAUUUUAUUUAUUUUUCCACUGUGGUUACUUUUGGUCUAACAUUUUGUGGUUGCAUGAUCAUUUCUUCACAAUUCCUGGCUCGCCGAAUAACCUUGAAUGAAUUGUGUACUACCUGAAAUUGUGGUGAACUGAAAACAGAAUUUGCAACCUUUAGGCCAAAAUAACUCGAUUAGAAAAAUCUCCCAAUAAAUAUAUUUUCUUUGGUGGUUUUGGCAUAUAUACAGCACAUCUGGUUAUCAGCUCAUAAUUUAGCAAGUAAAUCUAUUGUGUGUACUUUAUUGGUAUUUGUUUUGAUGCCAUUUUGACAAUUGAUGCACUGCAAAUGAGUUGGGUUUUUUUUUUGUCAUGACGUGCAAAAUAUAGGUGUACAGUGCUAAAUAAUUAUAGACAAUCUGUUCCCCCACUUUUGUCAGAGCAUCUUGUAGCAGACUCAGCCUCUAGUUGUAGAUUUGUGUAACAAGCACCUCCGCUUGUUUGUUUCAUUCUUCCCCUGCUCAGCUGUUCUGUGUUGUUGUUCUCUGAUCUUAAGGUAAUUAAGGAUUAUCUUGCAUAUAUGAGACUGAUCCUGCUAUUAAGAAAGCUUAGCACUGGUAUUAUUUUAUGUUUAUAAAAGGCUGAUGUUGCGGAGUACGAGAUAUUUGGAAAUUUGGGUGUCAUUUUAUAAGGGGACAAACCAGGUAUGAUGUUUCAAAUGAUGCAGGUGAUAUUUCUUACUUCUAUAGCUUGCAUACUGUUUGAUACUGUAACUUAAUGCUCUCUACUUGCAGAAUGGAACUCUGGAGACCAACCCGAAAAGUGACAAUCGUGGACCAUCUCCGUUUGGACCUGGAUACCAGUUUCCUUAUACUACCUUAAGGAAACCCCUGUCUCAAACCAGCAUGGUGGAUUGGGCUUCAAAAAACCUCAAUAUGCACACACAAGGCAUCUUCCGUAGGAGACUUUCCAUCUCCAACAUGCUAUCGUGGAAUGGUGGGUCCAUCAAGAAGCCCAUGCUAAUCACAAGCAAUCGAGUGAUAAAAAAGGAAGCAUGUGAAAUGUUCAAGAUGGUUCAGAUAUACAUGGGUGACCGGCAGGCCCGGACUGACAGAAACCAAGUGGCAUUAAUACUGGUGACAAAAUGUUGGAGCUUACAAGGGUUAAGGGAUGAGCUGUAUAUGCAGCUAGUAAGACAGACUACUAAUAAUAUGACCUACAGGAGCUUAUCCUUGGGAUGGGAACUCAUAGCAAUAAGCUUGGGAUUUUUCUCGCCGUCCCCAAAAUUUCAGUCCUAUUUGGAAGGAUAUAUCUACAGACAUCUGGAUGAAGUCAGCGACAUUAACAGUAAGUGUUUCAAGUGCUCUAAUAGGAUUAUAUGUAUUACAUCUUGGCGUUAACAGUUUGGCCUUCCAGGGCUAGUUUCAGACAGCCUGUGGAGCUGGAGAUUUAACCCCUUAAGGACACAUGACAUGUGUGACAUGUCAUGAUUCCCUUUUAUUCCAGAAGUUUGGUCCUUAAGGGGUUAAAUGAUUAAAGAGAUGUAAUUCUAACAUUAUGUUUAAUAGUCUGGGCAUCCAGUCAUAGUGCUGGCUGUGUGUGAGUCUCUAUAUGUCCAAUUAUUUCCCCUUGACCUUGUUUACCAUCGUGUGCAGUGAAUUAACUUUUUUGGAUGUGUUCUGCUAAGUGGUGUGAAUUGCUUCUGGCAUCUCUCUGUUUUGUUACUGCUUGUUGCACCUGGACUUGCACUAUAUUAAAGAGCAAUGUAUUUGUAUGUAUUUACCGGUGUGUAAUGUUGGGUACAGUGAAGGUGUCUAAUGAGUGCUGUGUGGUGUAUUGGUGCCAAGAGAGUGACUGCUGGGAGUUUUUGAAGUGAUUGAUAGAGGUACAUGAAAGUGACACUAUAGGCACCCAGACCACUUCAGCUCAUUGGAGUGGUCUGGGUGUAGUGUCCCAGGCCCCUUAACCCUGCAAUUAUAAUUAUUGCAUUCACACAAAACCCCAUACAAAAGCAUUAUACAAUGCUUUCCUAUGGGGGAAGUCCUAAUGCGAUCGCGGCGAUCGCCACACAUGCGCAAUAGUUCUCCCCCCCCCUCCCCCCCCACUGGCUGACAUCGGCAGAGGCGGAGCCUAAACCAGCACUAAGGCUAUUAACCCCUUCUGCACCAUGAGGGGGAUGGGAGCAAGGGAGGGGGACACUAUAGGGAGAAAUGUUGUUUUCCUGGCACUAUAGUUCCCCUUUAAGUGAUUGAUAGAUGCGCUGUGUCACAUAUCAAGCAAACACGCCUUACAUUUUUCGUUUGAUAAAAAAAAAUCAUGUUUACAUUUCUAGGCCAUGCUGACAUAUACCACCCACAUAUUAUAUAUGAUAUUCUGAAGAUCUAAAGCACUGCAGAUUUCACUGUCUACUCUUAUAGAGGAAUUGUAAUUGCAAAUGCUAAAGGGUGUGCCAUUUGUACAAAACAGACUAUAAUAAUCUGCUCAAGGUCUGUAAUCAGGGGAUAGUGUAGUCCUAUUCUGAUGUAGGAGCAUACUGAUGUGGGGUCAGCAUAAACACGAAGUUGUCUCUUGCCUUUUGUGAACACUGUAAUUAUGUGACAGUCUGUGCAUCUGAGCACUUUAUAGCUCAGUCUUUGUUUUUCGUGGGUAAAUUAAAAGGCGCUUUAUCUAGAUACUAAAUUGUUUGUUAGAAUUUUGAUAUGUAAUCAUUUUUGUAGGCAGUGUCAUCUGUACAGAACAGACUACAGUACCUGAUUCUUCUUGACUGCAUCCAAAUGCAAAUCGGAGGCCAGUGGCCUAUUGUAGCACACUUGCCUCUGGUAUUAUUUGGAGAUGAAUCAUUUAGGUAGUUACUACUAUGCAUCAGGUUAGAUUCUGGGAAAAGGCAGUAUGAGCUGAAUCCUAUAAAUAUGUGGUUCUUGUUUCAUAACAAAGAUUACAUAAAUAUGGUUACCAUCCUGAAAAAUGGUCUGAAAUCCAACGUAUUUCUUUAACUGAUCAGUGAUCUUAAUAGUUAAGGGUCUAUACUUGUGAUAUAAACCUUAUAUACUAAAUUAAACAGCAUAACGUUUUCUAAAAUGUACUGCCGUAUAUUAAACAGUCUGACAGUAUAUGUUUUACUGUGUUUACAAGUGUUUUACAAGGAGUGUCAUGGCAGUGACUGCUGGAGCAAAUGUGGCUAAGAGGGGUGACUGAUAUGUGCUUAUUUUUGUUUUUAAUGUUUUAAAGAUUAUUCAUAGUGUAUCAGUCUGGAUACUGCAUUAUUAUUAUUUAAAGGCGCCAGCAAAUUCCGUAGCGCUGUACAAAAGGUGGACUAACAGACAAGUAUCUGCAUUGGAGAAAGCAGGAAAACUGGCUCAGCCCACACUCUUUUCUUAGAGCCAGGACCUAUUACUCUGUUCCCAUGCAUUUUCAAUCCCUAGGGCAAACCACUAGAGAUGAACUGGACCAUACCAUUCUGGCAGUGUAGGAGGAUAUCAGACAGCCACAUGUGUGCAGGGCCACUGAUAUUAAUCACCAAAAUUUUUAGCUUUUUCCUGUUUCCUUCUGCAUUCUCAUAUCUUCUGUUUGUUUUUGCAUUACUGCUUUUGCUCGGGGUCAAAGAGUAACCUAAACAAUGUACAAUGACCCCGUGCUCACUGUGCCUAGUGGGAUAUCAGAUGCACUGAGGAGAAUACCAAAGAAGGCCAAAACGAUUGUCUGAGGUUAUUGUAUCUCUGGUGCAGAGAGAGCCAGUUGCAUUUUCGAUCGGGAUCACCCUUGUGGGUGAGAUAAGUCUAAUAUGUAACAGGCUAAGGUGUUUUCUGUAAUGACACAUGUAAACAAAAACUUGUCUGGACUUGAGCAGAAACUGAAGGUCAAGCUGAAAAGCAUACAGAGCCACAGGGCAAAUGAUGAGAUGCCAAGCAUAUCUAAAUCUAACCAGAAAUGUCUCCUAAAACAAUGACUACUAACAUUAUAGUGCAUUAAAUGCAAUCCAAUCUCUGUAACCACUAACGAUUUUAUGCUAGGUGACUGCAGGUGCAGUACCCCUCAUAUUAUGCUGUUUUCAGUUGGUUUUUACAGCAGCAUCUAAAACUUUGUUGGUCAAGUCAUUUAUUCCACACAGCUUGUACAAGCUGCUAAUUCAUGCACCGGGAAUACACCUAGAAACAACGUAUGGGUGCACUGUGAAUACGGCAAGUACAAUGAGCUUGAACACAAUUUAGUACCGUUUAAAUUAAUAGAUGGUAAUGUUCUAUACACACUAUAUAAAAUGAUAUAUUUUAUAUAUAUAUGUGUAUAUAUGGUGUAAGCGUGAAGUUGUGGGAGGGGUUUCCGGCCUAUUUAAACCAAGGUGACCCCCUCUUACCUGUUGUCGUUUUCGGAUGUUCCCCUCCCACCUCACCAUCUUCUUAUUCACAUUAAUCUCAACAGGUGGGCCCUCUUUAUUACAGGCCUAACCACUCGUCAGUUUCGGCACACCUCAAACGACUUAUGUACUAAUUGAAUUCCAUGUAAUUAAGGGUUGUUCAGCUAAUAAUGUCCUGAAACAAAUAUAUAUAUAUAUAUAUAUAUACACACGCAAUCAUGGAAAAAAGAAAGUUCACCCUUUUUGAAAUCUAUGGUUUUACAUAUCAUGACACAAUAACCAUCAUCUGCUCCUCAGCAAAUCUUAAAAUUAGGUAAAUAAAACCUCAGAUGAACAACAACACAUGAAAUAUUACACCGCAUCAUGAUUUAUUUUAGAACAAUAAAGCCAAAAAUGAGAAGCUAUGUGUGGAAAAACGAAGUACUUCUUAUGAUGCAACAGCUUGUAGAACCACCUUUAGCAGCAAUAACUAAUCAUUUUCUGUAUGACCUUAUCAGUCUCUUACAUUGUUGUGGAGGGAUUUUGCUCCACUCUUUAUAAUGUUGUUUCAGUUCAUUGAGGUUUGCUGGCAUUUUUUAUGCACAGAUCUCUUAAGGUCCCUCCACAGCAUUUUAAUUGAGUUCAGGUCUGGACUCACCUGACUGAUCCACCUUUAUUCCUUUCUUUUUUAGCCACUCUGUUGUAGAUCUGCUGGUGUGCUUGGGAUCAUUGUCCUGUUGCAUAACCCAAUUUUGGCUAAGCUUGAACUGUCGGAGAGAUGGCCUCCAUUAGACUCUAGAAUACUUUGGUAUAAAAAGGAGUUCAUGGUCAGAGGAAGACCUGUGGCGGGAAAACAGUCCCAAAUCCUUAUCCCUUAACCACUGUGGUUGACAGAUGUGUAUGAGGUAUUUGUGCUGGUAUGCUGUGUUUGGUUGUCAUCAAAUGUGACGUUGUGCAUUAUGGCCAGACAUCUCCACUUGGUCUCCUCUGUCCAAAGGACAUUGUUCCAGAAGUCUUGUGGUUUGUUCAGAUGCAACUUUGCAAACCUAAGCCGUGCUGCCAUGUUGUUUUUAGAGAGAAGAGGCUUUCUCCUGUCAACCCUUCCACACAAACCACACUAUUUAUUUUUUUACAUUAUUUUUUUUCUAAUUGUAUUGUCAUGAACUUUAUCAUUUAACAUGCUAACUGAGGCCUGUAGAGUCUGAGAUUUAACUUUUUUUUUUUUUUUAAUUUCUUGGAGCACUGCAUGGUCUAACCUUGGGGUGAAUUUGCUGGGAUGCCCACAUCUGGGAAGGUUUGCAACUGCCUUAAAUGUUUUCCACUUUUGACUAUUUUUUCUCACUGUGGAAUGAUGGACUUUAAAUUGUUUAAAAAUUUACUUAUACUCCUUCACAGUUUGGUGGGCAGCAACAAUCGCUUCUCUAAGAUCAUUGCUGAUGUCUGAUGUCUUUCUUCCUUGGCAUUUGAUUAGCAGCACCCGUCUGCCACUUACCCUCUUAAUUCCUAUGAAAGCAGUAAGGGUUUACUUUCACACAUGGCUUCUCCAUUUUGGCUUUAUUUUUGUUGAAUAAAUAAUGACACGAUGUAACAUAUCAUGUGUUGUUCAACUGAGGUUGAAUUUACCUAAUUGUAAGACCUUUUAGGGAACAGAUGAUUAUUAUUAUUAUUAUUAUGUCCUGAUAUGUAAAACCCUAGAAUUUAACCCCUUAAGGAUCAAACUUCUGGAAUAAAAGGGAAUCAUGACAUGUCGCACAUGUCAUGGGUCCUUAAGGGGUUAAAGAAGGUGUACUUUCGUUUUCCCAUGCCUGUAUAUGCUUAUUUUGCUUGUGCUAUAUAUACUGAUAAUUCGCAACUGAACACCAGCUACUUGUGUCGGUGCUCUUAUUGCAAAAAAAACAGUUAAAGUACCAAAAAGGAGACUCCAGGGGUCUCAAGGGGCUUAACCCCAGGAAUAGAGAAAAUAUAUAAAGAAAAUCACAAUGCUUAUCACAAUCUCUAAGAAAAUUGUAACUCGCUGUGUAUCCUGGAGAUGUACAGUAGUCUAAACGAAAAUACUUAAAUAAUAUUAGGAUAUCCCUAAAAGGUGAGGGUUAUACAAUAAAAAUAAAAAUAAAGUGCCUAAAUGCUCCACAAUAUAUGGAAAAUAUAUAGAUAUUGGAUUAUAUUAAGUAUCCACUAUGAUGUUUAUUAUAUCUGGCUCAGUGGAUAACCGCAAUGCUAUCUAUAUAAAAUAUAAUAUAUUAACCAAAAGACAAAUAAAAACAGAAUACUCUAAAUUGCUACCACUAAUUAGCACAAGCAACAUUCCAUAUUAGCAUACAUAUACAAUGUUGCCAAAAAAGAUCCUCUAUAGUGAGGUCAAAAUAUUAAAUUAUCAAUUAGUACUGGAUUAGUAAUGCUGGUAAGAUUAUAAUCCAAAAAAUACACAUAUCAGAGAAUAAAAUAAAAAUAAAGAAAGUAUAUACAAGACUUCAAGAGAUAAGAGUCUUGUCUCUCUAUAUAUGUCUAAUGGAAGUAAAUGAAGGAGUAUUAGGUAUAGAUGUCAUGAUGCUUAAAAUGCUCAAUGAUACAUCUAUAGACAGAUAAAUAAAGAAUAGAGUAUAUAGUUAUAAGAAGGUAAAGGAAUGUAGAUGGUAUAGUAAUAGAGAUAUACUGCAUAUCAAAUUUGCAGUGACAGAUAGUAAUAACCAAUCUCUCCCUUCCCAUAUACACUUCUAAGCAAAAAGUGGAGCAGACUAGAUUAAACAAAAAUUAAACAUAGAAAACCCCAUAGGGCAAGCUAAGUAUCAUGCCGUGAUAUGUGUUAAGUGCCCAUAAGUGAAAAAAUAAUAAAAAUAAAACGCCUGACGCGCGUUUCGGUGCUGUGAAGCCAGCACCUUCGUCAGAGGCAAAUUUUGCUUGUGUGCAUAACAUCUGGAAUAUUUUACAUUUGUUUUAAUUCGCAUGCCAGUAAAAUAAGUGUGCAGAGUCAACUGCCCAUCUUCUUUCAAAAUAUAUCUUUCUUUGGUUAAUUGGUAUUUGUUGUUAUAAAUGUAGCAGAAUAGUCUGUACCGGGAAAAACUCAAAAUUAUUUUGAGAUAUUUCACAUGAGGAAAUAACCUUGAAAUGUGUGCUACUUCGUGUCCUAAUGCAUUGUAGAGACUGGUUGGGUGGGAUAUAGUCAAAUCAGAACAUGAUAACUCGUAUUAGGGAAACAGAAGGGACAGAUAAGAAACAAGAAUGCUUUGGUAUGAAUUCCUUCACUAUAAUCCCACAAGUAAAUUGCUGUUAGUUCAAGUCGGGAGUAGACUAGCAUUUCUCUCUUAUUAUAGGCCAGACUUUAUAAAGUUCUCUGUAAACAAGGAUCUAAGUAACAUAUACAGGUUAUCGCUUUUACAUCCUUACAUCCAUUUACAACAUAAUGCAUGGAUCGUCUCUAGAGUUCAGGGGUGCCCGGGGGAACUACACCCCUGAGCAGAAGCUUCUGUAAUUCCUAAUAUAUGCCAGGCCUGCCCUUACAGUAAGCUUCUUCGCUUAACAUUCUGCUUACCUCCUCAAUUCUAUAAACAUGACUGCUCUACAUACAGCAUCCUUUUAUUAUAAGAGGAAAAAUAUGAUGAGUUGUUUAUUGUCUAGCCAACAAUAUAUUCUUAUUUUAGGUUUAAGUUGUUCAGUUCCCCAUUAAGUUAUUUGCAUCCACACAAAAUCCAGAAUCGGCAAUAAAUGCUUGAAGAAAGCAGCUGUCUUGUUUUUUUGUUUUUUUUAACAGACUACGGAUGAUCCAGUCUUUAUUUCUAGAUAAAAAUAAAUCCUUUUAUGAAUGCGUUACUUGCAAACUGCUCCAUAAACCACUUUAAGAGUGAUAUCAAUGUGUUCUUUUUUUGAUACUUAACUCAAAAGAAUAUUCCCACAAAGGUCCACUUUAACGAGCUAAGUUAAACGACUGUUUAGUUGCUGUGGAUGUGUGAAUGUGAGUAAAUGGAUUGUUCAAUGUAACCUUUCUACUCACACAGGUACACUCUGGGAGGGAGGAAAGUGAGCUGAUACUAUAUACAUGAGGGUAAAGUGGUUUCUGCAAUUCACAAGGAACAUUCUGUCUUGAUAGGUUUAUAUAUUAUAAGACAUUGGAAUGAACACGACUGUAUCUCUUAUUCAUGGUGACAUACUUUGGAUUGUUAUUAUGUUAUUAUAUUUGUUCACCAGCCCAUGGCAUGGCAAACGCUAGGACUGUACAACAUAUAAACCAUUUUAAAAAUGGAACACCGUUGCUCAGAUAUUUCUUCUUUUUUUUUUUUUUUUUAGUAACUCAACGCAUACAGGAAGCUCAAGAACUAAAAACUAAGAAGAAUUCAAAAUCUCGCAAAAAGAGGAAGCAGAAUGGGGAUGAAGAAGAAGGUAAAUAUAACCGCAAUUAGCAUUUCCACUAAUUUUGUUUUCCCAGCAAGAUUGUGAAAGUGGCUAUGCUUAACAUUCUACAAAAAUCCCCAUUUGUUUUGGGUUAUUUUCAUAGAGGAACUGAAAGAUUAAUAUUACAUGGGCAACACAACAGGAGUAGACAUUGGUCUGGUCAGAAGUUUGAGUUCCACAGUGCUGACCGUUGUUGACCUCUGCUAAGAGAUGUUGACACCAAUAGAGAGAUGCAUUGGUGGGCCAGAUAUCUUUAAAUGGCAAUCACUCUAACAUCUGCAACACAUUGUAAUGGUUGUACAAAGAUCCUUGAAGUCAUCAUUUCUAUGGUUAGUGUCAAACCAUUUUCGAGUGCUGUGAUAAAAGCUGGGGAUCUCUGCUACAGCUUUGUUAAUAUAAGAGGUCUACUAGCAAGUUAGCUAUCCAGGUUUGGACGACAAUCAUAGUCUGGGAGUGCUUUACUAACGUUGCGCCUUCCUGUUAUACAUCCUUGCUCGAUAAUAGUAAGCCUAGUCGAUUAUAUAUUCUAUUUUUACAUAGACCUGUAUCUACGCACGUAUUGAAUAACCAGGUAUGCUGAAGUGGUAGGAACGAUAAGUUGGGUUAAUAAAGGUUAAAGGAAAUUCAGUUUAUCAUUUUAAAAAUUCAAUUCAGCAAGAAGCUGUCAUUCCCUUCUUUGCCCCAUCCUACAUUGCAACAUUAUUUAGCCAUAUUUAGAAAAGUGAGAGAUUAGUACUGUGUUAUGGCACUACUUUUGCCUUCACAUAUACGAUGCUUUGUCAAUUUUUUGUGUCUGCAGAGCAAUCACAUGUUGUAUAACCAUUUUAGGAAAUAAAACGAAAAUUCAAUGUUUUUCCAUUCUUUUGUUUCUUGCCAUUGUUGUGACUAGUACUUUGUAGUGUGUUAUUGUCGUGCAGCAGCACAAACAAAACAGGCAAAUUGGCAGACUGCAGAAAAUCAACUGCACACGCUACAUAUUUUGCAAAUAAUAUUACAUGAAUUAUAUGGAUGACAAUGAAAAAAAAAAGAAAAUAGUGUCUUAAGCAAAUAUCUGUCUGAUGACACCAACAGAAACACUAACUACUGUUAUAAAUAGUAUCUAAAAAGAGCGAUGAUCAUCCAAAGAAAGUUUCUAUAACAGAUGUAUGAGACACCAUAGUGAAAUGCACCAUACUUAUAACGCGUGUAGAGGGUAAGCAUUUAGGGGCAUUGCAUGUUAGAGGACAAGAACAGGACAAAUCGCACAAAUAAGGAAUAAUAUAUGUAAAACCACUGAAAAAGAAGAUGAUGCAAUGUUGUUUUUGCAAACUAGAGCCCCAGGCUAAAACACUGAAAAGUCUUAUUUCACCCAAUUCUUUGUCACAAUGCACUCAUUUGCCUACCAUGCAUGUCCACAUGCUGACUUGACAAAGGCCUUACUUGGCCGAAAUGUUGUCUUUUCUUAUGCUGCAGCUGCUAAUAAAGUAGCACAAGUAUUUCUUAUUUUAUGCAUGUCAAUAUAGGCAGUAAAACAAAGCUCCUUCAGGCUCAGUCUGGUAGGAUGAGAAGGAACAUUUAGUCCAAGCUGGCCACUCAAGAUAUGUUAAUCCUGUGCCACAGUAAAGAUAAAAUGUCCUCUCCACCAGAGUCCAUCAACCUAAGUGCUUGCCCUUAUCAGAAGCUACAUUCGAGGUACCAUUUUUCAGGCAGGUUUCUCGGAGACAACUCUCCUAAUCUUUGUGAUUGUGACCCUUUAAUUUAAGCACAACAUAGUGUAAGACAUCUGGUCAGGAAUAUUGCCUGUUGGAACUUAGGUGGAAAUCCUUGAUGUGUGCAUUCUAGUGUGUCAGAAGCAGCUUGUGAUUGCCAGUUUGGCUAGACUAGGCUAGGGUAAUAUCUCUGCUGAGAGGCCUUUUUAUAACCUGAUCGAGGCUUAGAAAGUGCUGUGUCUGACCAGUGCUCACAUCUCAGUGCUGGUGCCUCUCUUGGACCAAGGUAGUAUAAUGACGUGUAUUUAGUCUGGAGCCCGUUAUUAAGGUCAGUUUCUUGUGGCAUGGAUAACCUCCACCAAUCCUAGGGGAGGUAGUAGGGGGAGCUUGGGCACCUUUACAAUUAUAUACCAAGUUACCAAAACAAGUGAGCAGCCAUCUCCACUGUCCUGUACAGGUUUUGCCAUAAGUUGCCUAGUGCUAAUUCAGUGUGAGCGGACUCCAAACUCUUCUUGGGAUAUUCCUGAGAGGAAUCAAGUGGAAUGAUAGAACAUUCCAGCAUUCGUUAGGGGGGCUGCAGUGCCUUGCGUCUUCUCACCAUGGCAAUCUGGAACCUCGCAUUGAUGUCCUUUUGAACUAUUUUUUUAUGUUAAAUUCCCUUUGGGACACUUUUUUUUUUUUUUUGCUAUAAAAAAAUAGCAAAUCUACUUAGUGAGAGAAUGUGUCCUCAUUCUUACUCCGUGGUCUGGAGAUUUUUCAGCAUUGUUAUUUGGAGCAGAUGGUUAUUGGUGACUUGUUGUUAGCUGGAUUUUGUUAGCUUUAUUGUAGUUCUGGGGAAACUAAGUGGGAGAUCCAAGCACACACUCGAUUUUCUACAGAGAUGCAUUUUUCCGCCUGCAGAGCAGGGGCAGGAAAGCGUUUAAUUGAAAUUGAUACUACACAUUCAUGUAAAAGCAAUAGAUUUAUAGAUGUCCCCAAUGGAUGUAAAAACAAGUCUGAACCUGUAUUUAGAGAGAGAAAAAACAACAUAAAACACUUAAACAAUGGAACUCAAAGAGGGAAAACCCCUUGUCAGACUGCCAGUCAGAUUUUUCAUGUCCUGUUUAGAAUUCCACCAGUACCGUAUUUUAUGGAAUGUUACUGAAGAUUUACUUUUCAGAGACAUUGCAACAAAAAAUAAUCAUACUAAUUAUAUAUAUAUAUAUAUAUAUAUAUAUAUAUAUAUAUAUAUGUAUAGUACAUUAAUAUUUAAAAAUAUGUUUAGAUAUUUAUUAAACCACAGCAACUGUUUUAUUAUAGAGAGUUGUUGGGUGGUGAAAUAGUCAAAUCAGAACACUAUAACGCAAAUAAAGGAAAUAGAAGGGACAGAUAAGAAAACCCCAGCAACUGUUUAAUUGUACAGUUAUCCACCGAAGAUUGUUUUUGUUUUUUUUUACUUUUUUUUUGUUGUUGUUGCAUUUUGUGCAUUAUUUGUUUGUUUGUUUUAUCCUGUAUUGUAUCUGCUAGUACAGUGAGUAGGUUUCUGAGUAAGUUUCUCUUCUAUGCUUCUAUGGGUGAUUAUUUCUGAUGACUUAAAGGUAGGCAGACAAUGUAAUAGAGCAGCAGGAAAUGCUAGCAGAAUGCUUGGUUGUAUAGGGAGAGGUAUUAGCAGUAGAGAUGUCGCGAACCGUCCGCGAACUUCUCGCGAACGGUUCGCCGCGGUUGAAACAUGAAUGCUGUCCAGGAAGUAGGAGAGUCUGGGAGGGAGGGUCUGCUGGAGAUUGGCCGGGACGUGUCAGCUGACCGGAGUUCGCCGCGAAUAGCUCGUGGCGAACCGUUCGCGAGAAGUUCGCGGACAGUUUGCGACAUCUCUAAUUAGUAGUAGAAAGAGGGAAGUGCUCAUGCCAUUGUACGGAACACUGGUGAGACCUCACUUGGAGUAUUGUACGCAGUACUGGAGACCGUAUCUUCAGAAGGAUAUUGUUACCUUAGAGAGGGUUCAGAGAAGGGCUACUAAAUGGUUCAUGGAUUGCGGGAUAAAACAUACCAGGAAAGGUUAAAGGAUCUUAACAUGUAUAGCUUGGAGGAAAGACGAGACAGGGGGGAUAUGAUAGAAGGGAAUCAACACAGUAAAGGAGGAGACUAUAUUUAAAAGAAGAAAAACUACCACAACAAGAGGACAUAGUCUUAAAUUAGAGUGUCAAAGGUUUAAAAAUAAUAUCAUUUGAUUGACUUUUUAAAUGCAUUUAUACAUCUCAUGUACUAAGAAAAUACAAUUUUACUGAAACAGCUGUAGAUGCAAUCCAUAGAAUUUCAUCAGAAAUGGUGAGGGAUAAAACACACUGGCAAUUAUAAGCCAUUAAUAAAAGAUCAAAGCUGUGUUUGGAUGAUACAAUUCAAUGUACCCUAUAUGUUGUCAAACUACAUUUAUGUAUCUCUGUUUCUAUUUUCUAUGAGAUUCUUUUUUGGUUGAGACAUAUAGUGGGUUAUGUAUACAAAACAAUCCUUGUGUAAACGUCUGUGAGUGGAAAAAAACAUGGAGACCAAUGGCGUUAGCUGAAAAUGACUUUUCAUUUACACUUUGCUACAUUAUUGCUCUGUAUAUCUUACUGCCUUAAUGUACUUGUUGAUGGCUGUUUUCAGACUUAUUUCCAUAAAGAUCUUACACUGUUAUUUAUUUAUUUUAUGUCUUCUAGGUUUACCCAUCAGCACCUAUGCUAAGUACUGUUACCGCAAACUACAGAAAGUCGCAAUUACUGGGGGAAAGAAGGUAAAUUAGAAACCAAAUAAAAAUAUGUGUCUGUGUAUUUUAUUGAUAUAACCCUCCAUUGAUUAUAUGACUUUUUGAUUGCCCUUCAUGUUUAUAAUCGCAAAAAUAACUGUAGUACACUUAAAACUAUAUAUUAAGUCUGUUUACAAUAGAAUUAUGUUUACAUUUCUACACAAAGUUGUAUGUGCAUCUGUCUCCAGCUAGGCCCUGGUUAAUUUGGGUGUAGUUUGUCUUUAAAAAAACUAAAUAUGUUACUUUUUUGGGAGCUGUAACGGAUCACCUGGCACCCCGACUGGGUACCUCCGUUGAAGGAUGCUCCUAGCGCUUCCUGAGGGCUCCAAGCACUCCAGCAGAGUGUGCAGAGCAUAGCAAUCCCUUGUAGCAGAUUCCCCCAAUAAGAGACGGCACUCCAAAUUGAGGGUGAAGUAGAACUGACUGUACUGGCAUAUACAGCCUCUUUUAUUCACAUUCUACAAACAUAGUACUGCCCACAAGGUUUUGAAGAACAACCAAUCAACACAUUACAACACAGCUAACACUCCCAUUCGUUACAUCAGAAAUCCUCCCCUCUGCCUGUGAUACAAUUAUCUCAACACAAUAGACUAACUUAAUUAUCACAGGCAAGAAAAUACAGUAUUAUAAAACAUAUCACAGGGACCCCAAAACAUGCAAUAACCCCAUAAAAAAUAUAUUCUCGGAACUGGGGGAUCUGGGUGAACCACAUAUUCAAAAUUCACCCAGAUCCUUUCAGUAGUUUGGAAGAUACGGUUUAAUGCAGAUUCCGCAGAACAUAUACAGGCUAUAUGAAAAAUAAUUACUGUUAAAUGUGUCCCCUGUUCUGUAGUUUAAAACUACUGCACGAUGUCUUUGUGCACCAAAUACCGGCGAGAUGGCACCGUGUAGAAAAGUCAAAACAGUGUCUGUGAGUUAAAAUGGCCGCCAUCCAUUGUUGUCACCAUGUGCUUCAUCCAUUGUUCUCACCAUGUGCCUCUGAUACAUGAAAUGGUGGCCACCCAGUAACUCCACAGUUUGUCUGGUAGUCUAUCCAGCCGAACCAACAGAUGAAACACAUGGGGAACAGUGCAACAAACGAAGGGAAUCAAAAAUAUGGACAAUAGUCAUAUUUGUGCACAAUCUCCAGUUUUGUCACAGGGCACAAAUAGUGUUUUCAAAUGCCAUAUAUCCCAGGGCCAUAGUCAGAAGGUAGGAGGCAGGCAAGCAGCCCCCUCCGAGAACACAUGACGAGGUUUGUUCCGCCACAGGAGCUAUCAUUUUAAGAUCAUCUCUGUCAUUCCCCUAAAUAUAUCCAAAAUUAAAAACUAGAACGACACUCUCCAAACAAAAAGGAUCAACACUAUGGUGCCACACAAACUAAGGGGACUACAAAUCCCUCACAACAUAAAUUGACUGUUCUACUCUACUAAAGUCUAUGGUUUGGAUAGCUCAUGUGUGUGACAGGAGAUCAAUGUUUUAUUCACCUAAAUAUAAUCCUAGUUGUUGGCAGUCAGUAGAGUUAAAGGAACACUGUAGCAUUAGGAACACUAACCUGUAUUCCCCACUUCCACCCUAAAAAAAAGUUUUUUACUCACCUUUACUCGGUGCUGCCAGCAACUCUGCAUCCUGCAAUGUCAGCUGGCUCUCCCACUGGUGUCUAAUCCAAUACUACUCGUACUUCUCAUAGAGGAGCAUUGGAAACAAACAUGCAUACAUUCCACGCACGCAUCCAAAUAUCAAAAUGCUUCACAUGAGUUUUAUAGAGGUGGGUUUAACCCUGAAAUGUAAACAUUUUGACAUUGCAUGGUUAAAACGAAAGGACUAUUGCACUCAGACUACAUCACUGAGAUGAAGUCGUCUGGGUGACUGCAGUGGUCAUUUAAAUGGACACUCUAAGCACUUAAACAACUUUAGUUGAAUAAAUCUGUUCUGGUAUAUAGAUUGCCUCUAGUCUUACUGCUCAGUUUUCUGUCAUUUAGCAGUUAAAUCAUUUUUUUAUGCAGCCCCGGUCACACCUCCCAGGUUAUGACUCACACUGCCUCCAUAAAAAAAAAGUUUUUAAUUUUUCAAUCAGAUUUUACAGCAUGGUGUGUUUAAUUUAGAGCUUUUUAUCUCCUACUCUAUUUGAACAUAAGUCUCACACGUGAGUCUUUUGAAAGCUGUUGCAAGGAAUUAACAAAGCAGAAGUAAGAAAUUCUAAAUUAAACACACUGUGUGAUAAGGCAAGUUAAGUAAAACAAACAACAAAUUGGACUCUCUUUUAGAAGCUAUGUAGGGAAACUGUGUGGGCAACAUGCAUGGAGGUGUGACUAGGGCUGCAUAAACAAAGUGAUUGCUUAGAGUGUCCCUUUAAGAUAAGAAAGGAGAGAAUUGUGUCAUUAUAAAAACAGGAACACAAUGUUUUGUUCUACAUUAUUGGUGAAAUUCACAUUGCAGCAGAAAUAGCUUGGCAGCUGAGGGAACUGAAAUAUUUCUUUUGUCUUUCUUGGUGAACCUCGUAUCGUUUCUCCGGUCCCUGCAGGAGCUGUGGUUUUCUUCUUUGAUUUAUUAACUUUCGGUUUCUAUGUGGAUUUUAACAUCCCUAUGUAAGGACAUGCCAUUAACUCUCAGCAGGGGUGCAUUUUACAGCAAUCCCUUUUUGGCCAAAGACCUGAUGUCUGCCAUGACACUCAAAAAAGGACAACACUCACAGGCCCUAAAUCUCGUAAUGCAAAUAUCACUUUUCUAGAUAAUUUUGCUAUUCGUUUUGUAGAUACAGUGUGUUCUGUACUUAUAUUCCCCGUAUCGCUGUACUUUGCUGGAGGAUUGUCCUGGCUGUAAUAGAUAGGUGACAGAAAACAUUUGUUUUAACAUCUGUUUUAUUAUCAUUCUUAAUCCAAAAUAGGGCGCAGUUUUUUUUACUCCAGAAUGUAUAUGUCUCUGUCUCUCUCUCGCCCCUAUCCCACCUCACAAAUUCACACACACUGCAUUCACUGUACAAACACUUCCUCCUUGACACACACUGCGUCCCCUAAACUCACUGGAUUUCCUAUACACACACACACAUUACAUCCCCUAUAAACAGACACUACAUCCUCUACAUACAUACACGCUACAGCCCCUAUACACACAUAAUACGUCCCUUAUACACUUAGCUGAAAUUUACUGGUUGUUUUAUUUAUAUUUUCUUCCAAAUUUCUAGUUAAAACAUAUGACUGCAUCUUAUAUUCAAAUACAUGUAUGGUGACAACGUAUCCCACAGUGCUUUAAAAUAGGUAGACAAGACAUGCGUGUAAGUUUAACGAAACACGUAAACAAGAGGCAGCUAGAGUCCUGCUCAAAGGAGCUUACAGUCUAAAUAAAGGAUUACUAGUAGUAUUUUAUACCAGGGAUAGAAACACCGCAGUUAUGCUAAAAGUCGCUCUCUGUUAUGCACUUAUAGUUAAUGCAAAUUGCAGUUUAGAAAUGGCUUCAUUUUUAACAUCACGAGCAUUAUAGCAUUACUAAAAGUGGCAUUUCUCCUCGUGAAGUUCCAGUAAAGAGAAAAGGGUAACUUUUGAAGACAUAUAGAGAAAGACAAAACUGGUUCCAAUACAAAAUGAUUUCAAUCACAAUAACCUUUCUAAAACCACUUUAACUGCACAACUAUUCUAUGAAUGUAAAACUCAGAAUUAAUGGUCCAAAACACAUACCAUGAAACAUCUGUUUCCAACUAAUUGUGAUUUAAUCCAUCUUGGUGACCCAGUUCCCAAUUAAACAUGGCCUUAGGUUUGUGUACACUACAAACAAGAAUAAAUAGUAAGGGCUACAUUACAAUGAAAUGGGAUUUUGUACAGCCAUACCGUCCUUCCCUGUGCAGGUCAGAACUGAGUAGCUUUUGAUACCCUGUCAUUCUUUCUGUUUCAGGGACUGAGGAAGCCAACACUGGAAGAGAUUGAGCAGGCCAGGAAUGCUAUCCAAACCCCAUCUCUCUUUGGAAGCUCCUUGGAGGAGAUUAUGGAGCGUCAAAGAGAGGUGUAUCCUGACCGGCGACUCCCCUGGGUGCAGACUCAGCUGUCCCAGCAAGUGCUAAACCUGGGAGGCGAGAAGACCGAAGGAAUAUUCAGGUACAUAUUUCACUAGCAGGUGACCGCUUAAGGGGACACCCUUAAAAAAUAAACAUUUAAAAAUAAUAAAACAAAUCAUUCUAAUUGUCCCAGGUUUGCAAGUAUUCCCUUGAGCGAUAUGUCCUGGCCAUCUACUGGCCUCCCAUUUCUUCAGUAGGAGAAUUCACGAGCAUGCACUUGAACAUUUCUCAAUGGAAGCCAUGCAGUACUGCUCAUGCAUAUGCUACUGGCCCAAAAGCAGCAUUUCACUCUCUGGAAUUAUUUAUAAAGGCCAUUGGCUCAAUUUAUUCACUUGUGCAAGCAGUUUUCAUUUCCCCCUAUUGUAAUUAAUCAGGGAUCCAGUUUCUUACUUCCUCUGUUUUACGUGGAUGCUCAUAACCAGGUAUUGGUAACUAAGCUGUAGUAGUUAUGGUGCUGGAAGUGUUCCUUUAACUGAGUCUAUACAUAGAAUCUUCAUAGCCUGUUAUUAAAGGGUUAAUAUGAUGAAGACUUUCAGUGUCAGCUCAUUAGAACAUUCCUUCAUAUUCAGACCACCAAAUUCUUAGAAUCAUUCCAUCAGUUGUCCACACCCAGCCGCAGUGCGCAGAGCAACCACAGUUAUAUUAAUAAAUUGCUUUCCAGUAAAUGGUAACAGAACAAACACUUGUACAUCUGCAAAGUGGUAUACAGACAGUAGCCAAACUCCUGUGUAUGACACCUCCGCUUGUGGUUACAGAGUCCCUGGGGAUAUUGAUGAAGUGAAUGCACUAAAAGUGCAGGUAGAACAGUGGAUAAUUCCGGAUACCCUCUCUGACCCAACCAUUCCAGGUGUGUACAUGUUUGUAUAUGUUAUUGAAAGCGUGCUUGAACAUUCUACUGAUCAAAAGUAGAACAUUGUAUAGCUAAUGCAAUGUGAAUGACAUUUUGUAACACUCAAUCCCAAACUGUCAGAUAGACACUGCAUUUAAACCGCAAUAAAAAAUAUGGAAAAUCUUUUUUUGUUUUAAAUGUCUAAAGAGGUUACUCUUACUUUAGGCCUUUUGUACUAUUUCAGUCCGUUUGCAGAUUGUGGUAAAGGUAUCAUAAUCAUUUGACCCUCGGCACCUUCUUACAAAUAAAUUAUAAUAUUUAUAAAAUAUAUAAUAAAUUAGGAGGUGUCACUUGCCCCAAGCAAACAAGUGCAAAUUCAAGCAGAAACACUGCACAUCCAGACUCCUAACACCAUAGUCACUUCACAAAGCAGAAGUGGUCAUGGUUGUUGGAGUAAGCCCUUAAGUUUUGUAUGAAUUCACGUUUAGGGAAGUUAAUAUUUUGCAGUUCAAGGGAAUAUUCUACCAAUUUCUUAUAUGUAUUUUUAGAACAAAUGAAUCGUUUUUAAGAGUUUUCUUUUUCCCCCUUCAAUUAAUGAAAAAUUCUCUGCACAUUCAGCUUUAAUUGCAGUUGCAGCAAGCCGAGGCCUCGAUUUAGUAAGAUUUCCAAGUGAUUAAAUUCUUUCAUUUGGAAAAGUUAUUCUAAUCAUUUGGAAUGCUUUUUAAAUUGAGGCCCAAGUUUAAUAGGCUAGUUUUAAAUGAAUUGAAUAUCUUUGAGGAAAACAAAGGUUAAUAUGAAAUGAAGACUAAGUGCACGAAGCGUCAGAUGGCCUAAAAGUACAGUCACCUUGGCUCUGUCUAAACACGUCUAUAAAUAGACUAUUGACAUUGGGUGGAUUGGUCGCUUGGAGCAUUCAAGGUUCUACACAUACCUCAGGCAGGAAGUGCUAAUAUAAUAGCAGUACUCUUGAUAACGCACAGGCCAAGCAGUGGAUGUACACUUUAUACAUCUAGCAGGAAAUCCCAAUAUUAAAGGAACUCUAGAGAGUGGAUUUUUUUCACCCAUUUUUAAACGCAUCCAAAGGAUAAUAAAAAAAACAAAAAAAAAAGUGGAGUUUUCUUGGGAUAUAAACUGAUUGCUCUUUCAUUUUGAAACCAGGAAUUGACUGAAUUCCUUCUGCCAGUCGUGCAUGUGCAGAGAACAUCAUUUCCCUUAAAACUAAAAAUAAUUCUAUACACUCUCUUAAGAGUGAAAAGAAAAUGUCUACAGUUUCUUUCUAUCUAUCAUAUUUCUUAUGAAAAAAAAAAAAAACAUACAUUUUCUAUUUGUUAUUGUGAUUGCAUGAACAAGCACCUAAAGUUUAAAUGUAAAAAAAUAUAUAUUAAUCUGUCGGACAUUGCAUGUUUUAUGUUAAAAUGUGUGUCAAGCUCUUUGAUGGAUGAGGUUAGUUGUAAAACAAUUUAAAGGAGUUUUUUUUCUGUGUCCUCCCAGCAUCCCUCUUGAAACUGUGGUACAGAGAGCUCGAGGAGCCACUGAUCCCUCAGCAGUUUUACAAGCAGUGCAUCAGCAACUAUGAAAAUCCUGAUGCAGCCGUAUCUGUGGUUCAACAGCUUCCAGAGCUCAACAGACUUGUUCUCUGUUAUCUCAUCCAUUUCCUGCAGGUAGGACAUUUACCCAGAACCUUGUUUGGUGCUCCUCGUAUGUUUGAUACUUGAAAACCAAGUGUGUUGGUUCUUCAACAGUAUUAUAUAACUGUAGCCAUGGCCUCUAUUGAACUUCCGUAGCAGUGUGAUUUUACAUGUAAAACUAUGUAAAUUCCAUCCUAGCACAAGCACAAUUCCAUCCAAGUAUGAGUGAUGUUCUGUGAGAUUACCGGAAGUAGUAGAGUAGAUCUGAAAUUACAGAAGAGUUAGAAAUUAGUUUACUACUCUCCCAGUCUAUGGUGCAGAGUGGACAUUAGAUCCAUUCCCGGUCUGAGGUUUGAAGGAAUGUGGUGACAUGAAUUUGCUUGUGUGAUAGAUUCAGCUAUGCAUUUCAACAUUUUCUCCUUCUCUUUUUGCUAAACACAGGUUUUCUCAAAGCCAUCUAAUGUGGGCACAACAAAGAUGGAUGUCAACAAUCUGGCCAUGGUGAUGGCUCCCAACUGCUUGCGGUGUCAGUCAGAUGAUCCCAGGAUUAUAUUUGAGAACACUCGCAAGGAGAUGUCCUUUCUGCGGAUGCUUAUCAUCCACCUAGACACUAGUUUUGUUAGGGGUUUGCUCUGAGGGUGAAACCAGUAGCUAACCUUGUUUUUGAUCCUGUUACCUGUACCCAACCUUACUUCGUUCAUUUGAGAGCUGCGUUUUCUUCAGGUGAAGAUUUGAAAGAUUUGUUCCAUGAGCUAGCCAAUCAGAGACUUCUCAGGAGUUUUACAGCACUUUGUCGCUAUCGUUUGCCUGGAAUCUGUUACAUCUUUGUGGUUCCCAAACUUAUGUAAUUACCACAAGCUCCACUUCAUUUUCUUUGAGUUAAUAUUUGUAUUAUUUUUUAAUCAUAUUUGGUUUGUAGCACUGUGAGGAAAACUACUACAUUUCUUCCCGGCAAGACUCCGGCCGUGGGUGCUUCAAUUUCCAGCACUCUGCUCUUUUCUUCUGAAAUCCUUUUUAAAAUCUAACAGAGAGAAGAUACGAGCUUGGUUCAUUUUAUGUGAAAAUCAAGGUUUUAUUUUAAUUUUAUUCUUUUAUUAUCCCUGGAAUGACUGCACCUCAUAAUAUUUUACUUUUUUUUUUUUUUUCGUUAUUACGGUUUUAUCUUUUAUUGGGGUGCUUGACAUGUUGGACUGUAAAAUCAGGCCCACUGCUUGAUUGCAAUUACUUUCCUUCAAUGUCUGGAAGAAUUUAAAAAUAUUUGUGUAUUUUUCUGUGCAGUGUACAGCGUUAAAUAUGUUGUGUAUAUUGUGCAUCCAUCAGUACAUUGAUAGCGGACACCAGCACUGCAUUAAUUAAUGAACUACAUUUCACAUGGGGCUGAGCCAAACCCAACACUGGCAAAGCAUCAUGGUAGAUCUAGUUCUGCUUUGCCGAAGUCAGCCAUCACUGUACUAGGGGUUUAGUCAAACUUCACAGCAAAUAGCAGUGGGCAAAUGUGAAUGUCUUUAUAGAUGCCGACUUUUCCUUUAAUUACUUUAAUUUAUUUAUAUUUGAUUCGGUGUCCAACGUUCUCCUUUGUUUACGUGCAAAAGUUCUAGAUAAAUGUCAAGGCUCUUGAUAAAGUGCCAUAUUCUCUUUUGGCUACUGAAAAAAAAGGAGUUUUAAUUUGAAUUGUCCAAAUAUUAGGAAGGAUCCAUAAUUCCUCCACCUCCUACUAAAGAAAAAAAAAAGUUUACAUUAGAUGUAGAUGCCAUCGCGAUUUACCUUUAAAAUUAGGUCUGUAUGUCAAUGUUCAUAUAUAAUAUUCACGAUCCAUGCAGUUGUGCGGUGUGCAGAUAACAUUCACAACCCAUGUUUCAAAUGUGCCUUUGUGUAUUGCGAUAAAAGAAUAGGUUUCAGAAUUUUGAGAUGUCUAGAUGAUGACUUUGCCUCUAUAAAAACCUUCCGUACUGCCUCCUUGCAAAUUCCUGAUUUCUUGUCUCUUCCACUUUAAGUUGUCACUGUGAUGUAAUCAUUUACACCAAAACCGAGAAAGUGCUACUUCCGCGGCACCUCCACCUAGAUAAUGUAUUUAUCUAAUAAAUAUAUAUAUUUAUAGUUUUGAUGCAGUGUGUGUGUGUGCUGGGAUAUAGAAAUGCUUGAUUAUGUGUGUGUAUGCUUGUAGAUACCUGCGUGUGUGCUUUUGAAUGUAUAAAUAUAUAAAAACUUGAACAGCUGUAUAUUUUUUAUAGGAACAUGAAAGGUUAAAUAUAAGCAGUUUAAAAGCAGCAACAUAGCCCAUUGUAUUUGUAUGAGUAUAACAUGUUUGUUUUUUUGAUACAAAAAAUAAAUAAAUAUAUAUAUAUAUACAUAUAAUAACCAUGUGGCCUUCAGGACAUAUGUAGAUUUUGAGGAACUUGUCUUUUUGGAUUCCUGCUUGGCUAACAGUAGGCAGCUAUAGGAGCCCUCAUUUCACAAAUCCCCAAUUUUAUAUGCAGCUUUCUUAAUAACAAAAAAAGAAAAAAAAAAUGGCCCAAAAAGUAAAUUCUCUUUCAUUACCUUUGAUACAUAUAGAGACUUGUGACUGGUCAUAUGCAGAGAGAACAAUUACUGAAAUUUGUGUUUUUUUUGUUUACUUGCAGAAGUUCAAGUUCUUGAAAAAGAGGAAGUUUCACCAGAAAGUAAAUUAACAUGGUAUAUAGUUAAAGGGACACUCUAACUUUGAAAAAUAAAUGUCGUAUUUUUAAGUCAGAUGUGUCCCUUUAUCCAUUUAGAUUAAUGGCCCCAUUCUUCUUUUUAAAAGAAACACGUGAGUCGUAUGACAAGCAUUAGCCGUGUCUGGCUAAUUAUGACGCUGAACAUGAAGACCUUUGAAAAUCAAAGGAUCUGAAGGAGCUAGCAGCUCUGAUGGCUGACUGUUUGACAGCCACUAGAGGCAUGUUCUUGGCCAAGUGUAAGCAUUACCAUUUGUCAAAAAUGGCAAUGUUUUAUUUUGUCAGACAAAAAGAUGUCCAGCACUCCUUAUUGUUCAGACUUUAUGGUUAGCAACCAGCACUUCAUAAAAAAACAGACAGCUGUAUGUAAGUUUUUUUGUUUUUCUGUGAUUGUCAUGCUUAUACGUAGUUACCGUCUGCUGCAUUUAUGAUCCCCCAUUGCAUUGAAAUAUUUUGAGAAAACAAUUUGUUUUCAUGUGGGCAAUAACCUUUCAACAAUAAUUCAGAACCUUUUGGUAAACUUGCCUGUUUUUAUAAUGGUGUUUUUUUAAAAAAGGCUCUGUUGAUAGGUGCCAUAUAUCUAUGGUUAAUUAUUUGUCUGUUAAAAUAGGACAGGAUUUUUUUCUAAAUGAGUGAAUGUUUCAAUUUGCCUGAAUCAAGUCAAUAUGACUCGUUUUUACAAAGAUUGAAAAAAACAAGCAUGACAUAUGUUGACUGUGGAAGCACUGGUUUGAUUUAUUUCAAAUAGAGCCCGUCAGCUUUGAGGCUAUUACCCUCCCCUUGCUCAGAGUACACUGCACAGAGGGUGUGUAUAAAACAUACAUCCCUGAAGUAUAUAUUUUCUAUAAUCGUCUCAAAUAACAAGGGAGAUGAUGUCAUACUAUAAUACAAAAGAUGAAAAUGUGACCUGUUCUGUAUUGUUCUAAAUAUGCUGCAGGCUUAUCCCUCCACUUUCAAAUGGGUCUACCUAUCCCUUUGCCUAUUCAUGAGCUGUAAUUAGUGAUGUCAGCUUAGUCAUUCUUGAUUUGGCUCAUUUAUACUCCACAUGCUUCCGAGCAGCCAUGAAAAAUGUGGAAACACGCAACUGAUGUGUGAUGUCCUUAGGGUCCAUCAAUUUAUUUAGUUCCAUUGAUCAGUGCAUUUUAUUGGCCUUUUCUAUGGAUCAUCUGGUUCUGUGUAGAAUUACGUGCCCAGAAAAGAAUGAUAGACUUGGCAACCCUAGUGUGACAGUAAAACUAGGGUGGAACUCCGGGCUGUGUCUUCUUGUUGUUCCUUAAAAAUUAAAGAUGUUCAGUCUUUUUAUACUGAGAUGUAUAAAUUACUGUAAAUAGAAUAUUAAAUAUAUUACUUUCUAUUCUUUAUUUGUUUCUCUACUCAUCUGGUCAUCUACAUUGAAUAUGUUUAUAUCAAACCGUUGGUGAUUUACUUGUCUUGUGCUCUGCCUGACACUGUGGAAGCAACGAUGUAAAUAAUUAGAACUGUAUCACGUACUUUGCGCUUUUUUUUUAAAGUUCUGCCAUGUAAAACAGAUUGCCCCGUAUUCCAUAUGAUCAUUAUAGUUUUAACUGUUUACAAUGAAAAUGUUGUGCCAUUGUUAAAAUUACUGUACAAUAAAUGUGUGGUGGGAAUUCUGAAAAUGAUCUGUGUCUUCUGACUGGGGAUGUUUGCAAUGUUCUGAUCCUGUUCUAGAAUGUACACUACACUGGACCUCGCUAUAAGAUGUGUGCUCAUUGAACUACAGGUGCUUCUGCUUUAUAUUUCGUUCAAAUAAAAUUUUACAGUUUACCUACUUUGUCAUGUUUCGUAAUUUCUCAGUGGGAUUACUAAGCAAGCAACUAUCAG
Messenger RNA from Pelobates cultripes (western spadefoot toad), 57610 nucleotides. NCBI's taxonomy places the organism in Eukaryota, Metazoa, Chordata, Amphibia, Anura, Pelobatidae. The record is from the annotation of a GenBank genome assembly.